Molecule: messenger RNA, 51753 nt
Organism: Xyrichtys novacula (pearly razorfish)
Lineage: Eukaryota; Metazoa; Chordata; Actinopteri; Labriformes; Labridae
Source: the annotation of a GenBank genome assembly
AUGGAGAGGAUCUUGCUGGGUCUCUUGUGUCUCUCAGGUCAGUAAACCCUCCAUUACAGCAGAUGACUUUCAUUCUGCUAAAAAAAAACGGAUGAUUGAAACUAUUUUGAUGACAUGUCUUACAAAAAUUAGGACAGGCACAUGUUUACCUUUCUGUUGAUUCAUCUGUUCCCCAACAACACUCUGUUAAAAACGAUCAACCUGCUGAACAGUUCAGUCUCUCCUUUGUUCUAUUUUAUUCAUGAUGCAUCAGAGAUUUUCAGUGGAGGACAAGCCAAGACUGCAGAUAGGCCAAUUUAGCAUCUGGACUCUGCUACUACGAAGUGUGCAAAAAUACUGUAGCGUUGUAUCUUCUUGUUAUAUCAUGUAAGAUCUUCCCUGAAAAAGUCAGUGUCUGGAUGGCAGCAGAUGUUGCUCCUAAACCUGUAGAUAUUGUUGAGCAUCAAUGCAGCCUUCAUGUACAUGUGAACUACCCAUGCUAUUGAUACUUAUGAUAGACUGCAGAAAACAUGACAACUUUGUGAUGUUGCCAUGAUAAAACAUGUCAGCUGUUUGUCAUAUGUGUCCUCCUUACAGGAUGGCACUUCACCUCCUGCCUUCCCCAUCAGUACCACUAUGAGUCUGAAGAAAAGACCUGGACUGAAGCUCAGACCUUCUGCAGAGAGACUUACACAGACCUGGUCACUGUUAAAAGUGCUGAAGAAGUCAAACAAGUCUUAGACACAGUUGCAGCUCAUGGUAAUGACAAUAUGUACUGGAUUGGUGUGUACACGAAGAUUGAAUGGAAAUGGUCAGACGGCUACACAGCAAGUGGGGCUGACUACAUGAACUGGGAAACUAUUGAGGACAAUGAGCCUGAUUUUUAUUCAGGUGAACAGUUCUGUGUGGAUAUUGAACAUGAUGGAAAAUGGUGGGAUUAUGAUUGCCUUAACAAGCUGCCCUUCUUCUGUUACAGAGGUAAGACCAGGGUUCAAAGUAAGGGUGUGUCAAGACUUUUUUUAAUUAAUUAAAAAUCAGAACUAAGUUCAUUGCCAAGAUGGUUUACAAAUAACAGUACUCUGUCAUUGUGUUUUGGUGUUUUAGGGCUAAAUUAAGGAUCAUAGGAUAACAAUGCAAAUAAAAAUAGAAAUACAUGUGUGAAAAUAGUAACAUGCAGAUAGAAAUAAGUCAACAGCUUUUUCACAGUAAUACUAUCACUGUCAAGGAACUGUUAAUAUAAACAGUGACAAUUUCAAAUCAAAGCAGAUCAAAGUAAAGCAGAAGUAGACUGAUUGAUCAGGACGAUUAAUGAAGCCCAUCAAUGGCAUUUUGAAAUGAUCAGUAAUAGCUGAUAUCUGGACUCAUCAGUCCAAUUAAAAACAUGAACAAAUCAUGUCUGUAGACACCGCAGGCAGACUAGUAUAUGAAGGCACUGCCAAGUAACAUGAUAAGACUUACUGUUACUGACCAGUGUUUAAUAUAUCAUAAAAAUAUGUCAGGUUCUUAUAUAUAUCUGUCGCAAAACUGUUGAAAAACCUGUAUCAGUGGACCACCAAUAGAAAGAAAACUUGAACAGAAUAUAAACAACUUUGGCACUGAGGGUUGUACAUUCUGUAUGUGUAAGACAGUGAAGAGCAAUAUGAGUGCAAAAGAUAUCAGGACAAAAUAGGGCCCAGACUUAUACAGCCUAUGUAGUUGAUUUUAGUCUUUCUUCUGAUAGGAUCACUGGCAAAUCAUUGUAAAUGUUUCUUCAAUUCCACUUGGAUUGGCAAAUAAGAUUUGAAAUGAAGUUAUCAGUCUUGAGAUACUGCCACCUUACAACAGGUUUAACAGAAAGUAAACUUUGGAUUAAACAUUUCCUCAUUUUAAAACUCAGGCACACCACAGGAUCCAGAGUUUGUUUUUGUCCAGGAGAGCAUGAGUUGGUCUGAUGCUCAGAGGUUCUGCAGGGAGAACUACAUAGACCUGGCCACUGUGAGGAACAGCACUGAGAACCAGAGGCUCCACAACACAAGGCCAAACUCAGACUGGACAUGGAUUGGUUUGUACAGAGAUCCAAACAUUCACUGGUCUGAUGGGAGUGACUCUGCGCUUACGUUCUGGAUUAAUGGCAACAACCCACUGGGCAACAGGAGAGUGAUGUGUGGAGCUGGAGAGGUGGUGUAUUCGGGAGAAUGGUGGGCAUUGCCCUGUGAAGAAAAAUACCCAUUCAUGUGCUACUCCUCUGGUAAGUGACUCAACUGUCCUUUAGUUAAAUUUGGUAUCUCACAGUUAUUACAUGGCAUGUUUUUCUCCCUUUUUUGAAUAAAAGGGAAAAAUCAUGUGAUAACACAGGAGAUAAAGACAGAGGACCCCUCUGUGGACAUGAACAACCCUGCUGUGAGAGCAGUCAUCCUCAGAGAGGUGAGCCUCCACAUACAUGACAAAAAAGUUAAUCCAUUAAAUACUUCUUUUGAUCACCAUUUCUUCAUUUCUUUGAGAUAGUUUCCAUUUCAAUUAAUUCUGCUUUUAACAAACAAAGAUUUAAAUUUAAAUCGUCUCUAUUUAUGUUUCCAGCUCCAGAACAGGCUGGAGGAGAAUGGACUGAGCGGAGUCACCUUAAAGUGGAGAGUGCAGCCUGAUGGGAAAGUUUUCCACAAAAAUGAGCAGAGUUCUCCAAAGAAAUGGAGCCAAGAGACUGAAGUCUGUAAAAAUGUCAAGGUAUUCUGACUUGAUUUGAAGCUAAAGUUCAAAUCUGAUCGGUAUGAUAUAAACAUCCUUCUUUUAAAAUCAAGAGGAAGACCUUUCUUACUUACACACCCACUGCCCACCUCAAAAAUCAAAUGUGGUCACCUUCUCUCCUGUACACACAUCCUCAAAAGUCAAUUAAUGAGAAUGGCAGUGCUCCAAAAGAUAAACAGUUUUCAACUGAGAUGCUGCAAUACUAAGGCUGUGUCUCAUUUCAGAGGUUGCACUGUCGGACGGCGCAUUCCAAGUCUGUGUGAUGUCAUCAUGCGGUGCAAACAGUGUCCUAUUUGGCUCGUAAUUCUGAGCGCGCUUCAAAUGCAGUCUCAAAAUCACCCUGCCCCCGCCCCUUUUUCAAGCAUACAUUUAUGGGUUGGAGGCUAGACUCACUUAGAGACGAAGCGCGUCUUCACAGAAAAUAAAAGAAAUCCAAAAACAGCAGACAGUCAGCUCAGGCUGCAUAAGCGCACGAUCUCUUAACUCACUAAAAUCUGCAAACCAAACAUUAUAGUCUUUAGAGCCAAACUGAUCCGCUCUGCUACAACAAUCAAAAACAUUAGAAAUAAGAAAGCUGACAAAACUACAACAGAGUAUCUGGGACACAUCAAGGUUUUUUUUUCUUCUUUUUAAAGACGUGGGGCUCUAUUUUCAUGCCUCGCCGGCGACGCGGCGCAUGCGCAGCUUCAGUCAGGUCCGCCGUGCCGACAAGGCAAUCCCAAGCACAAUUUGUUAUUUUGGUGAGUGGCGCAGCCCGGCGUAAGUAUCCCCCUCCCUAACUCAGCUCCUCCCAGCGGCGUAAGUCAUCGCGAGGGAGGAGAAAGGGCGUGGAGUGGGUUUAACACAGCCGAGACCUGUUUUCACCAAUCACAUAAGCUCCCCUCCUUGCCUUUAAAUCUGCCACAGGCGAGGCGUAUGACUAUUUUCAUGAAGUAGUCAAAGAGAUCAAGAGAUGUCUGAAGACAGCUAUGCCACAUAAUGGCGACAGAAGGCAGCUCCUCAACAAGUGUCACUGUAAGCGCUGCAGAGGGCGUCCUUCACACUCUCUCAUAUGAGCACAGAUGGAUUUGGUGUGUGUAAUGUUGGACCCACUAGUAAGACAAACACCCUUUUCCACAAACAAAGACACUCAUAUACAGUUGCACAUAUUCAAACCUCACGUGACAAAGGUGGGAUUUGCGCACGGAUCACAACAUAAAUUCCAAAAAUGGCAUUAAAAUCGGAACCAUCUAUGAGAAAAGACACAUCGGGCUCCAUGGCCUGGCUCUUUCUUUCAUAGAUGUUGGCAUAUAAAAUAUAUUUGGCUCACAAAACUACACAUUAUAAUAUUCAAAUGUAGGCUUAAAGUAGAUAACGCAUCUGGGCACUGAAACAAAUCAUCUGUUCAGCCGCAGCAGCAGCAGCUGCAGCAGGACAGGGAGAGGACACAGAGACAGGUCCAGGUCGAGCUGCGCGAGAAAUAAGAGGAAGAGGAAGAAAGAAAAGAAGGGAGAUGAAUUACAUAUCUUGUUAACUUCAUCAUGUGUGUCUAUUUACUAGAUAUUUAAUUUAAUUUAAUGUGGUUUCAGCUGUGUUGAUUCGGUCAGGUUGUGUGUCCAAACGCAUGCCAGACGUGCUCAUCAGAUAAGAUAUAGAUCAGAAUAUAUCUAUAUAGAUCUAAAUGUAUGUGCUGACUCAGAUUGUUAGUUGUUGAAUAUUACUUACUGCACUGAAAUGUGCCUGAAACUGUGGAAACCUGCCGGUGAGGCAUUGGUGACGUAUGCCGAUAAGCCGCCGGACUACUAAAAUACCACUAGAUCAGCUGCACUCUGCCUGCGCUGAAAGCUGACCAGGUUUGAAUCGGCAAGCUUUCAGCGCACUUUAUACGCCACCCGCAAGCAUAAAAAUGUCACUGCGCCCGCUGAUUCUGUCGACACCUCCCCCCUGCCACACCACAACGCCCAGCUGGGCGGAUCUUGGUUCGCCUCUGUCCACGAAAAUAUCAAACUGGCUGUACGCCAGGCUCCACCAGACGAAAAUACAACUGCGCGGGUCCGCCACCCUCCGCCGUCUCACUGGCGAACACGACAAUAGAGCCCCUAGACAUUAAAGUUGUAAACUUGGGAGAAUAAAGUUAUCAAGUAAAUAAAGUCAUAAAGCUGCUUUUUUGGACGGGGAAAUGACUGAAGCUGAAUACAGUAUAUUAUCGGUGAAUGCAUCAGCGGGUCAUUCAGAGAGUUUUUGUGUUUUUUUAAGAAACGAUCAAACUGAUGAUCAAUAUUUGUGAUCCAGAGGGAGUCGAGCUCCUAUGUGCACCAUGUCUCUGAUAUGGAUUCAUAUCAUUAACUAAAGCUCAGUGCCAUUCACAGCUAUUUACGGCUGCAUUGACGGAUUUAUCCAUUUCUGCCUCCACAAAAGCAGCGAUUUCCUCCAAGUCCACCUGUUUUUGUUUCCUGGAAAAGACACUUUUCUCAUAUAUUCUUUUUUAAGUCUUUAUACUUAUGACAAUAUAUGAAGACUUUCUAAGUCUUUAUACUUAUGAAAUUGUAAUGCUGAUGUGCCAAAGGAUGAAGUAUGUCCUUGUUUGUGAAACCUAUACUGAAGCACAGUUCCUUCAAAUGCCUUAUGGCCCUAAUUUGAAUAAUUCUCCUUUGAAAUAACAGGUAACCUUACGACUUCAUUCUAAUAAAUUAAUGACUUUAUUCUCCUAAAUUCACAACUUAAAUCUCAAAGUCUUUAAAAAAAGUUCUCAAUACGGCCCUCAUACUCCCUUAUGGCAGCCACGUUUCCACCACCACCAAAAGUGUGACUGUGUGAGCGAAUGAAUGAUGUAUCCAAUGUAAAGCGCUUUGAGGGUCUCUGAUAAAGCGCUAUAUGAAAUCUGAUGCAUUAUUAUUAUUAUUAUUAUACAAAACAAGCAAUCAUUGGAUGAAUUUUGAUGAAAUGAUCUGUGGCUGUAUAUCUACUGUUUUGUGUCUGUGCAAGGUCGCACAAUUAAAAAAUAAAUGCUGCGCUCCACAGCUUUUCUUCAAGUCAGUCGUGAUGCGAGUCUGAGGGCGGGGACAUUUGGUGACUCAACCAGGAAGUCCCCUGAAGGGUAGAGCGUCCCAAUUCACAAAAACUGGACUAUUUCCCCCAGGGUCCUCAAGUUCACAUAAUGGCAGUGCGCUCAGCUAAGCGCACGUGAGUGCGCCCAGCCAUAUGCAGUCUCUGAAAUGAGACACAGCCUAAGAUAACCUUGUUCAACAACAAUGAGGUUCAUUUAACAAAGUGCUGCUGAAAACAAGAAGACACUCUCUAAAACCGUCUUAAGAAAAUGAGCAUCUGCCUCAAACAUUAAAUCAGGGUGUCUGUGUCAGCAGCAGUAUCUAAUACAUGUUUAAGAACUUUCGAGCAGGUGAUAACACGGGUAUUUUUUUCUUUUGCAUUUCCUUUGCAUUUGGCCUCCCUUGUUUGCAUUAAAAGAUUAAAGAAGAAUCAACUUGACAAGUUUCAGGUCAACUGCUUUACAUGGUUAAAACUGCACCUUCUGUGAUGAGACUGCUGAACAUGUGCAGCUCACAAAUAUGAUCAUUCAGACAUAUAACCUGUAGUCCAACUGCCAAGAGACUCUUCAUGAUAAAACUCUUUAGCAACCUCAAACACCAGCAAAGCUGAAACAUUCAGACAGACAACAGUAUAGCUGACUACAUAGACUCUGUGAAAGGAAAUACUCUGUCAGAGACAGCAACAUAAAACCAUACUUAGAUCAUUCAGAAACAAAUGUUUUCAUAAUUUUUUGUGAUCUCUCUCUUUAAAAUAAUCUUGUUUUGGAGUUUGGUUAAAUUUUCUUGGAGCCCAGCAGUAGCGCUCAUCUGAGGCCACUUGCCUAUUGAGUCUAUUAAAUACCAGCAGACUUUCAUAAAAAAUGUUAUUCCUUAUUAUUUUUUCACUAUGUAAAGUGUGUUUAUAAAAUGUAAUCUUCAAAAUAAAGUAAUCACUCUGUGGCUUUGUCUUCGAGUUCUUUUACUCUGUUAAUAACACAGUUGUUGCUGUGCUAGAGUGCAGGUUGAGUGUUUCGUAGGGUUACAUUGUACUCUUGAUUCUCUGACUGAAGAGACUAUCUCUCUACCGCCAAGCAUUGAAAGCACGCCCUGUUGCUUAUCCGUAAAGCAGAUGUGUUAUGUCAAUGUCAAUGUCAUUGUCAGCUUUAUUUAUAUAGCAUAUUUAAAAACAGCCAGUGGCUUUACAGUAAAAAAAAAGCCAGACAGUAAAAACUAUAAAAAAAACUAUAAAAACAAUAAAAGCAUAAAACAUAUAAGAACAUAAAACAACAAUAUAGAUAAACAUUUCCCAAAAGCUUAAGUGAACAGGUGCAUCUUUAGAAGUGUUUUAAAAGUGGAAAGGCUGUUAGUAGUGCGUACUGUCAGAGGUAAAGCAUUCCACAAAGUGAGAGCCAGGACAGGAAAUGCUCUAUCUCCUCUAGAUUUUAAAAAGGUUCAAGGAACGUUUAAAACCACCUGAUUAGCUGACCUCAGGGCUCUGGAGGGCUGGCUCAGUUUAACAAGUUCAGACAGAUAUUCCGGGGCCAGCCCAUUCAGAGACUUAAAAACAAAUGAAAGAAUCUUAAAUUUGAUUCUGUACCUAACAGGAAGCCAGUGAAGAGAGGCAAGCACUGGAGUUAUGUGCUCCCGUUUCUUGGUCCCAGUUAGGAGACGAGCUGCAGCAUUUGAAUGAGCUGCAAGCAGUUGAGCUCUGAUUUGCCAAUGCCGACAUACAGGGAAUUACAGUAAUCUAAACGAGAUGUGAUAAAAGCAUGGAUAACUUUUUUAAGGUCCUUCUGGUUUAAAUAGGAUUUAACUUUAGGGAGAAGCCGCAGCUGAUAAAAGCUAGAUUUGACCACUGCGCUGUCCUGUUUGUCAAGUUUAAAAUCACCAUCGAAAAUAAAACCAAGAUUCCUGGCAUGGGACCCUAUGUAUGGUGCCAGUGAGCCAAGGGAGCUGGCAAGGACCUGAACCAGGUCAGGGCGACCGGACAGGAUGACCUCUGUUUUGUUCUCAUUUAAUUUUAAAAAAUUAAGAUCCACCCAUGUCUUUACAUUAUUAAGGUAAUUAAUUAAGAAGGUAAUUAGGGGGUAAAUUGGGUCAGGUACAAAGACAAGAAGCUGGUAUUGAAUUUCACUUGAUUUGCCUGUCACUCCUUGUCAUUUUCAUCCUCAUUAAAUGUUUCUUUAAGUUCAACACACUGACAGUCGACAGAGCACCACCAGGAUGGAGAGGAUCUUUCUGGGUCUCUUGUGUCUCUCAGGUCAGUAAAACUAUUGCAGCAGAUGACUCUGAUUCUCCUAAAAAAAAAAAAAAAAAGAUUGAAAUUAGUUUGAUGACAUGUUUUACAAAAAUAUGGACAGGCACAUCUUUACCUUUCUGUUGAUUUACCUGUUCCCCAACAACACUGUUUAAAACUGGGAACCUGCUAAACAGUUCAGGCCCCCUUUGUUCUGUUUUAUUCAUUCAGUACAGGUUUCUCCUAAACCUGUAAAUAUUGUUCAGCAUAAAUGUAGCCCCUAUGGACACGUAAACUACCCAUGCCAUUCGUAUUGUGUUGUUCGUGAAUGAUUCGUUCAAAAGAACAGAAUCUUUUAAAGGAAUACUGAACCUAAUCACUUCCUCUAGUGAUUUGUUCAUUUUUCACGUCAGUUGAGCUGAAAGUAGAAACAACAUUGCCAAGCCUGCAGCCAGCGAAGAAGGGACCACAUGCGCUGACGUCUGAAUCACUUGAUGAAUGAAUCAUGCAUUGAACUACACUCUCUGGAAACAUUUUUCUUGGACAAAAUUACACUUUUUUACUGCUAAAUUGCAACCACAACAACUUGCAUACAAUAGGACACAGCAUUCAACAAAUAGUGCAUUAAACCUGCAGCAUCCUAUCAUUGCAGCAGUUUGGGAGGGAAUGGUGCAUCUUCAGUAUAAAAUUUUCUAAAUGUUCAGUGAACGAGUCACUUACUGACACCAAUUUACCAAACAGACCUGGUAAAUAGCAUACCAUAGGACAGUACACUUAGAACAUCAUGACUUAUAAACAAGUUUAUUUUUACAAACCUGUUUGCCGAAGCAACACAGCCAAACACUCUCGUCUCCUGGCCCCAGAAGCUAUGAAUUGAACUGAAUUCUGAAACGUUCAGCUGUGUAUCAGUUCAGGUCAGAGUCGCAGGCUUCUCCCGCUAAAUGAUUUGAUGAUUUGGUCAACGAAUCUUUUGAACGAAUCUUUUGAACGAAUCUUUUGAGUGAACUAAUUCUAGUGAUUUAGUACAUCUAAAAGAACUGCGGUGCCCAUCACUACAUGCCAUUAACACUUACGAUAAGUUGUUGUGAUUUCUUGCCUUUUCAACCAGCUAUUUUAAGCUCGAUGAAGGGAACAUUGUUCUGAAAAUGUGUCUUUGAUAAUCAAUAAAUUGUUCCAUUUACCAUUGAGGACAAUGAAAAAAUGAGCAGUUUUAUUUGUUGAGGAGAGGAUAAAUAAUAGGGAGGUUACAUAGCAGUGUUUUGUUUGCAGUAUUUAUUGCACAUCAAAUUAAAAAGUGUGUGCCAGUAAUUGUGCCACUGGUUAAAGGAUUAAGCCUCUUUUCUUCUUGGAAACAGCUACUGAACAUGAACUUUAAAUUCCUUAGAUUCCGCUGCUAAUGAGACACAUAAUUAAACAAGAAAACGUAUUCAAAUAAGCAUCAAUACAACUAGUGCAGUGGCGAAGUACAAAUUUGAGCCAGAAUCGCUCAGUUGGUGAUACAAGCAUGACAUUGGGCAUGAACAUUCUCCAUGGGUAACUUUACUAGAUAAGUGUCCCAGCCAUUUAAAAUUUCAAGAUGGUGGCCAUCUUGAAAUUUCAAGCAACUUGGGGCAUUUUCUUAUUGAGUGACUCAUGAAGACUAUUCAUAUCGAUUUUCAUGCUGAUAUCACCAACUUAACAAGGACAAAACCUAAUUGUUCCACCUAGGUGGCGGCCAUCUUGAAAAAUGGCAGCCAUAUUGAAAUUUCAAAUGGUUGGGACACUCUCCUAGUAAAGUGACCCAUGAAGAAUGCUCAUGCCAAUUUUCAUGCUUGUAUCACGAACUUAACGAUUAUGUCACUUAUCUGCUCCACUAAACCUGAGACUAUUAAUACAGAUUACAUCAACAAGGCCAGGCUAUGGCCUGGCAGAAUCAACUCAACUAGGCUCAUUACUCUCUCCGGCUUGUGACUGAGUCAUGUCACCGGCUUGCCUCAUAUUGGCAGAGAAGUGGGGGUAGCCAGAUACUGCGACAAAUAUCCCCUAUAAUCUUAUAUGUUUCCUUCGCUGUAAAAUUGGGAGAUUAGCAGGAGAAAAUACUGUAUCAGAGUAUUGUGGGAGAUGGGGUUAAUAUCAGCAUGAAUGGAAGAGUUGACAAGUAUUGUCUCUGGCUCAUGGGAAGAGAUCUGUUUAGUUGUUUCAGUUGUUUCAGAGGGGGCAGUCAUUUAGGGGCAUGUUGUGUAUAUCAGCAGAUUCUGAUUGAACCAGAAACAAAUUGGGAUGAUCUACCAACACUGACAGACUGCAGAAAAAAAAAAGACAACUUUGUGAUGUUGCAAUUAUAAAACAUGUCAGCUGUUUGUCAUAUGUGUUCUCCUCACAGGAUGGCGCUUCCUCUUCUGCCUUCCCCACCAGUUCCUCUCUGUUGCUGAACCCAAGACCUGGACUGAAGCUCAGACCUUCUGCAGAGAGACUUACACAGACCUGGUCACUGUUAAAAGUGCUGAAGAAGUCAAACAAGUCUUAGCCACAGCUGUAGCUCAUGGUAACAACAAAGCAUUCUGGAUUGGUGUGUACAUAAAGAUUGAAUGGAAAUGGUCAGACGGCUACACAGCAAGUGGGGGUGAAUACAUGAACUGGGAAAAUAUUAAGGACAAUGAGCCAGACUUUUCUGGAGGUGGCCAGUACUGUGUGGAAAUUGAAGAUGAUGGAAAAUGGUGGGAUUUUGAUUGCCUGAAAAAGCUGCCCUUCAUCUGUUACAGAGGUAUGACCAGGGUUCAAAAUAAGGGUGUGUCGAGACUUUUUUUAAUUCACUAAAAAUCUGAAUUAAGUUUAUUUUCAAGUAGGUUUACACAUAACAGGACUCUGUCAUUGUCUUUUGUGUUUCAGGUCUAAAUUAAGGACUGUAGGAUAAUAACGCAAAUAAAAUAAAAAUAUGUGAGAUAAAAUGGCAACAUACAGAUAGAAAUAAGUAAGCCGAUUUUUCACAGUAAUACUGUUACUGUCAGGGAACGGUUCAUAAAAACAGUUACAUUUUAAUAAAGAUAAAAAAUCUAAGUAAAGCAGGGGUAGACUGAUUGAUCAGGAGGAUUAAUGAGGCUGAUCAAUGGCAAUUUGAAAUAAUCAGUAUCAGCUGAGAUCUGGACUCAUCAGUCCAAUUAAAACCAUGAACAAAUCGUGUCUGUAGACACUGCAGGCAUACUUGUUUAAGAAGGCACUGCCAAGUUACAUAACCAUCCCCUUUAAUGACAUCAGAAGAUAAGACUUACUCUUACUGGCCAGUGUUUCAUAUAAAAUAUGUCAGGUACUGAUAUAUUUGUAGAAGAGCUCACUGCAUUUUUCUAUUUUGUGAAUACAUUUUAUAUUCAGAGAAAACUGUGUAUCCAGCUAAGAUAGUUGUGUAUGUUAGAUCACAACUUGCAUGGAGUGAUGGGUUUUCUUAGUAUUUCAAUGUUAUAUCUUAUUGUCGUCAUCGUUUUCUUCCGCUUCGUGUGGGUACGGGUCGCUGGGGAAGCUACUCCAGGAGGAAGAAGGGAAGAUGGCCCUCUGCCCAGCCACUUCCACCAGCUCUUCCAGGGGGACUCCCAGGCGCUCCCAGGCCAGGCGAGAGAUAAAAUCCCUCCACCUGGUCCUGAGCCGGCCACAAGGUCUCCUCCUGGUGCAACAUGUCUGGAACACCUCUAACGGGAGACAUCCAGAAGGCAUCCUAACCAGAUGCCCGAGCCACCUCAGCUGACUCCUCUCGAUGUGGAGGAGCAGCGGUUCUACUCUAAGUGCUCCCUGAGUGUCUGAGCUCCUUACCCUAACUCUAAGUCUGAGCCCGGCCACCCUGCAAAGGAAACCCAUUUCGGCCGCUUGUAUCCAUGAUAUUGUGCUUUCGGUCAUUACCCAAAGUUCAUGGCCAUAGGUGUGGGUUGGCACAUAGAUCAACCGGUAAAUCAAGAGUCUUGCCUUACGGCUCAGCUCUUUCUUCACCAUGCGUCUGCAUCACUGCUGACGCUGCUCCGAUCUGCCUGUUGAUCUCCCGUUCCAUCCUACCCUCACUCAUGAACAAGAUCCCAAGAUACUUGAACUCCUCAACUUGAGGCAGGACCACCCCUCCGACCUGGAGAAGGCAAAUACCUUUUUCCAACUAAGGACCACGGCCUCGGACUUGGAGGUGCUGAUUCGCAUCCCAACCAUUUCACACUCGGCUGUGAACCGCCUCAGCAAGAGCUGAAGGUCACUGCUCGACGAAGGUAGAGGUACUACAUCAUUCACAAAAAGCAGCAACGUGAUCCUCUGCCUUCCGAACUGGACACCCCCCAUCCCUUGGCUGCACCUAGGAAUUCUGUCCAUAAAGGUUAUGAACAGAACUGGUGAAAAAGGUCAGCCCUGGCGGAGUCCAACUCUCACUGAAAAUGAGCCAGAUUUACAGCAGUUUACACAGACCAAGCUCGUGCUCCUUUGGUUAAGGGAUUGGACGGCCCUUAAUAAGGAGCCCUCCACCCCAUACUCCCAGAGAUCCCUCCUCAAGAUUCCCCUAGGGACACAGUCGUAGGCCUUUUCUAAGUCCACAAAACACAUGUGGACUGGUUGGGCAAACUCCCAUCUCCCCUCCAGAACCCAAGCAAGGGUGAAGAGUUGAUCCGUAGGUCCGUGACCAAGAUGAAAACCACAUUGUUUCUCCUCAAUCCAAGUUUCAACUAUCAAUCGGACCCUCUUUUCCAGCACCCUGGCGUAAGCUUUCCUGGGUAGGCUGAGGGGUGUGAUCCCCCUGUAAUUGGAACACAUCCUCUGGUCCCCCUUCUUAAAGAUAGGGACCACCACCCCGGUCUGCCACUCCAAUGGCACUGCCCCCGAUUUCCACGUAAUAUUGUAGAGACGUGUCAGCCAGGACAGCCCCAUUACCUCCAGAGCCUUCAGAUACCCUGGUUGGAUCUCAUCUGCUCCUGGAGCUCUGCCACCAUGAAGUUGUUUUCCUACCCUAGCGACUUCUAUCCCAGUGAUUGGACGGUCCACUUCCAGGUCCUCUAACUCUGUUUCCCCUUGGGAAUGCAUGAUGGUAGGAUUAAGGAGCUCCUCAAAGUAUUCCUUCCACUGCCGAAGAAUUGCCCCAGGUGAUGUCAGCAGCUCCCCGCCCCCAUCCAGAACGGUGUAGGCAAGUUGCUGUCUACCGCCCCUGAGACGCCGGACAGUUUGCCAGAACCUUUUUGGAGCUGACCAAAGGUCUUCCUCCAUGGCCUCACCAAACUCCUCCCAUGCCCGAAUGUUUGCCUCUGCAACUGCCCUGGCUGCAGACGGUUUAGCCUACCAAUACGUUCAACUAGCCAACCAUGACCUGUAGGCCUCCUUCUUCAGCCUGAUAGCUCCCCUCACCUCUGGUGUCCACCACCGAGUUUGGGGAUUAAUGCCACGACCGGCACCAGUGACCUUGCGGCCACAGCUUGCAACAGCUACUUCGACAAUGGCAGAGCGGAACAAAGCCCACUCGGACUCAAUAUCCCCCUCUGCCCUUGGGACGCAGUUGAAGCUCUGUUGGAGAUGGGAGUUGAAAGCCAGCUGGAUGCGAUUUUCCACCAAGCAUUCCCAACAGACCCUCACUAUACGUUUGGGCCUGCCAGGUCUGCGAGGUGGCUUCCCUUUCCACCUGACCCAACUCACCACCAGGUAGUGAUCAGUUGACAGCUCUGCACCUAUCUUCACCUGUGUCCAAAACAUGCGGAUGCAGGUCAGAUGACAUGACUACAAAGUCAAUCACUGACCUACGGCCAAGGCUGUCAUGGUGCCAGGAGCACCAGAACAACCUUUUGUUUGAACAUGGUGUUAGUUGUGGUCAAACUGCGACAUGCACAGAAAUCCAACAACUGAACACCACUCGAGUUCAAAUCGGGCAGGCUGUUCCUCCCAAUCACGCCCCUCCAGGUCUUGCUGUCAUUGCCCACGUGAGCGCUGAAGUCUCCAAGCAGAACAAUGGAGUCCCCAGCCGGGGCGCUGUCCAGCAUCCAUCCUAGGGUCUCCAAAAAGGGUGGGUAUUCUGAACUGUUAUUCAGUGCAUAUGCACAGACAACAGUCAGGACCCGUUCCCCGACCUGGAGGUGCAGGAAAGCAACCAGCUGAGAAAACCCCAGCAUCCCGGCAGCGAGCCUUGGGGCGAGCAAAAAUCCCACCCCCGCUCUCCGCCUCUCACGAGUGUCCAACCCCUCUCAAGAACUUGGGUUCCAGAACCAAUGCUAUGUUUAGAGGUGAGACCGAAUAUAUCUAGUCGGUAGCGCACAACCUCCCCCACAAUCUCCAGCUCCUUCGCCACCAGUGAGGUGACAUUUCAUGUUUCAAGAGCCAGUUUCCAUAACCGAGGAUUAGACCGCCAAGGCCCCCGCCUUGGUCCACUGCCCAAUCCAUCAAGCACCAGACCCUUCAAGUGACCCACCACCUGCAGGUGGUGGGUCCACUGGGGCGGUGUCCAUGAGGCUCGUUUUGACUGGUGUGGGUGCAGGCCCCAGGCUCCAGGGUGGGGCCCCGAUGUCCCUCCAGGCUGGGUACACUGUUUCCCUUUGUUCUUUUUUAUGAGGGUCUUCUGAACUGUUCUUACUGACCCUUCUCCUAGGACCAAUCUGCCUUGGGAGACCCUACCAGGGGCAAAAAGUCCCCGGACAGCAUAGCUCCUAGGUUCCUUAGAGCGCGCAAACUCCUGAAAAUUUCAGCAUCGGUACUACAAGAGAUACUUCCACCUAACAGUAGGUUUAUCAAAAAAUAAACUUUGAAUUUUAAAAAGAUUUCCUCAUUUUUCAACUCUAACUGCAGGUACACCACAGGAUCCAGAGUUUGUUUUUGUCCAGGAGAGAAUGAAUUGGUUUGAUGCUCAGAGGUUCUGCAGAGAGAACUACAUAGACCUGGCCACUGUGAGGAACAGCACUGAGAACCAGAAGCUCCACAACACAAGGCCAAACUCAGACUGGGCAUGGAUUGGUUUGUACAGAGAGCCAAACACUCACUGGUCUGAUGGGAGUGACUCUGCGCUUACGUUCUGGUCUGGUUCAAACCCACUGGGCAACAGGAAUGUGAUGUGUGGAGCUGGAGCUGUGAGCACUUCAGGAGAAUGGUGGGCAUUGCCAUGUGAAUGGACAUUCCCAUCUGUGUGCUACUCCUCUGGUAAGUGACUAAACUGUCCUUUAGUUUAAAUUUGGUAUCUCACAGUUAAUACAUGGCAUGUUCUUCUUCUCUGUAUCUGAACCGAAGUGGAAAAACGGAUGAUAAAUGACAAAAUGAUAAAAACCUGCAGCUGUCUGUCAUAUGUGUUCCCCUCACAGAAUGGAUAUUCACCUCCUGUCUUGCCCAUCAGUACCACUUUGUUGCUGAACCCAAGGCCUGGACUGAAGCUCAGACCUUCUGCAGAGAGACUUACACAGACCUGGUCACUGUUAAAAGUGCUGAAGAAGUCAAACAAGUCUUAGCCACAGCUGUAGCUCAUGGUUACAACUCUCUGGUCUGGAUUGGUCUGUACACUAAUAUUGAAUGGAAAUGGUCAGACGGCUACACAGCCAGUGGGCCCAAAUACAUGAACUGGGAAAAUGUUAAGGACAACGAGCCUGACUUUUCUUCAGGAAACCAGUUCUGUGUGGUUGUUACAGAUGAUGGUAGAUGGUGGGAUGAUUUAUGCUUUGAGGAACUGACCGUCAUGUGUAACAGAGGUAAGAGGUUAAAAAAAAAACAACAACAACAACAUUGGGGCCGGCUCAGAAUAGUACACUGACAAUAUACUUCUUUUUAUACAGAAGUCAAUCUUCUGAUAGGAUACAUCUCGGUUUAUGAUUUUGACACAGCAUUAGAGUUGGCUAGCCAGAUUUAAAAGGAGGUCCAGACACACUCCAAUCAACAGAUACUAACAGGUGACAAGGUUUAUUGUCUGCUUAACAUUUCCUACUUUAUUUCACUCCGAUAGCAGAUACACCACACGAUCCAGAGUUUGUUUUUGUCCGUGAGAGAAUGAAUUGGUUUGAUGCUCAGAGGUUCUGCAGGAAGAACUACAAAGACCUGGCCACUGUGAGGAACGGCACUGAGAACCAGAAACUUCAGAGCGUAAUACCAGAUGAAUACUACCCAUGGAUUGGUUUGUACAGAGAUCCAAACAUUCACUGGUCUGAUGGGAGUGAUUCCUCGUUCCAGUUCUGGGAUUUUGGAUCAAACCAACUGGGCUCAAGAAGUUUAGUGUGUGGAGCUGCAGCUGUGUGGAAUUCAGGAAAAUGGUGGGCAUUGCCCUGUGAAGAAAAACACCCAUUUGUGUGCUACUCCUCUGGUAAGUGACUCAACAGUCCUUUGGUUAAAUUUGGUAUCUCACAGUUAUUACAUGGCAUGUUCUUCUCCUCUGUUUUUAAGUGGCAAAACGGGUGGUAACACAGGAGAUAAAGACAGAGGACCCCUCUAUGGACCUGAAUGACCCUGCUGUGAGAGCAGACAUCCUCAGAGAGGUGAGCCUCCACAUGCAUGACAGACAAGUUUAUCCAUUAAAUACUUCUUUUGAUCAUCAUUUUUUCAUUUCUUUGAGCUAGUUUCCAUUUCAAUGAAUUCUGCUUUUAACAAACAAAGAUUUAAUAUAAAUCGUCUCUAUUUAUGUUUCCAGCUCCAGAACUGGCUGGAGGAGAAUGGACUGAGCGGAGUCACUUUGAAGUGGAGAGUGUGGCCCUGAAGGGAAAGUUUUCCACAAAAAGGAGCAAAGUUCUCCAAAGAAAUGUAGCCAAGAGACUUAAGUCUAUAGUUCUUCCGACUUGAUCUGAAGUUUAAGUUCAAAUCUGAUUCUGUCUGAUAGGUAUGAUAUAAACAACCUUCUUUUUAAAUCAAAAGGAAGACCUUUCUCACUUUCCCACUGCCCACCUCAAAAAACAAAUGUGGUCACCUUCUGUCCUGUACACACAUCCUCAAAAGUCUGCCUUUUUUCACUCUGAUUAGAGUGUGAUCAAGAAGUCAUAUUAAUGAGAAUGGCAGUGCUUCAAAAGAUGAACUAUUUUCUACUGAGAUGCUGCAAUACCAAGAUAACCUUAUUCAGCAAAGAUGAGAUUCAUUUAACCAAGUGCUGCUGAAAACAAAAAGACACUCUAAAACUGUCUUGUGUAAAUGAGCAUCUGCCUCAAACAUUAAAUCAGGGUGUCUGUGUCAGCAGCAGACCCAGCUCCAGUCCACACCAGUCAGAACCAGUCUGAACCACUUCUAUUAGUUUUUGACUUCAAGUUUACUUUUUUCUUUUUUAUUAACUCUGAUAAUGGCAGAGUUGUUGUAGAGGCUGAAUGUAGACUUAGUGUCAUUUAGUGGGAAUUAAAAACAUUUCUAAAGUGAGACUGAUUCUCUGUCUGAGCAACACACAUGCACUCUUUCAUACUCACAAGCCGGACACCUGCAGUGCUCUCUUCUAAAGAAUACAAUAAACCAGCUUCAGUUGAUUGAAAAUACAAAGGCCUAAGGGAGAGCACACAUUCUGCAUGGACAUAAAGUCCCUCUCCAUUUUCUUUUCACUCAGAGGUCUCCAAAGUCUAACACAGCCCUCUUGUGACACUAAGAGGUUACCGUCUUUAUAAACCUUGUCUCAGGAUAGUGAGAGAGGCCCAAUCCCGAACCCCACAUUGAAACCUGAGAAGUACACACAGACUUUAAUGGAGUCAGGUGUGAUGUGAACCUAUCAGGUGUGUCAUCCUUGUUUUGCCUCAGUUUGACUUAUUGUGUUGUUUCAUUUACAAGUUUUCUAUAAUAAUAAAAAUGACAAUUUGACAUUUUAAGGCCCUAAUUCUUAAAUAGCAGAUGUUGUAUUAAGUUAUUAUAUUGCUUCAUCAUUGUAGUUUUUUUUUUUUUUUUUUUUUUUUUUUUGAUGUCCUGAAGGGUAAAUAAAUUUCACCAUUUUAACUGGGUGAAGCAGUGAGUGUGCUGAAUUAUAGCGAACCGCCAACCUUCCAGUUAUUGGACGACCGCUCUUACCUCCUGAGCUACUGCGGUUAUCUGCUAGUGACCCAACCUGGUCACUAAAAAGAAUAAACAAUUGCUUAAAUCUCAAGUCACUUUUAUAAAAUUUAUUUGGUUCAGGCAGCAGUGCAAAAUCUUGGACUUUGUAAGACUAAGUGCAAACUUGAGAGCAAAACAUAGUGCAAACACAGAGUAUAAACAUUAAAAAUUUUGUAAACAUUUUAUUCUUAAACAAUCAGUGCAAUGAUGGAACACCUAAAAUACAGACAUGGCUUGUCAAACAACCGUCCCCUGCGGCUCGAGGCUGUGCGCUGGGCCGGGUUACAACGGCGUUACUCCUGUGGUGUGUAGUUGGAGUUGCAAAUGUAAAUGUGCCUCUCACACAUUUGUGAGUGCAGACCAACUCCUCAGCGAGCUUGAGUAUUAGCCUGUAGCUGUUAGCACAGCUGCCAUUGUUGCAUUUCAAAGCCAUCAAAGGCAGUCGCGAGUGCUGCCCUCAGGAGGAUCAAAGAAGGGAUUACACAACAGGAUUUUUUCCAUGGUUCAUGUGGCAACUGUCUCAGUGCAUUGCUCCAAUCCACACCCCUAAAUUAGAGCUACAAGUUUCCAUGACCCAGGGUCACCCCGACAGGGACCAUCCAGGUGUCUGAGUAAAGUGGACAGAUCAGCUGGGGGUCCUACAGAAAUGGGACUUAUAUAUUUGGAUUUAUUCCCCCCCCCGAAAUGGAACUUAAUAUUUUAUUUUUAUUGAGUUAAAAUAGUACAACCCAAACCGUAGUCAAUUAAGAGAACCAUACGUCUGUGUGUGAGGAAAGGUAUACUCCUGUCUUCAGGGCACCGUGCUACUCAAGAAUCUGGUCUCAGAUACCAGUUCUGUGGCCUUGUGGUCCACCCUGAGACUGGGUGUUUGGAGGUUUGGUCCCCUGCUGAGGGGCUUCCUCCCUCUAAAAAAAAUUAAAAAUAAAUAAAGAAAAAAGUUACAGAAUUUAUAAAAAAAAGAUGAUUCCAGAAUUAUUCAAAAGUAGGACAAUUAGUAAAGCCACUGCUUGGUGAAAAAUAACCCUUAAUAACCUAAUUGUUAAUAACCUCUUUGACCUAGCAGUGGCUAACACAUGUUGUGUUUAAUUCAUAUGAUAACUAUUUUUUAAAGUAGCAUUAGCUCAAAAGUGUGUCUAGGAUAGUAACACAGAAUUUGUAAACAUAACAAAACAAAUGUUAAAAUAUAAUAACACAAAAAAUGUGUAUGAUUUUAACACAUUCAUUUUGAGAGUGUGGUUACAACUCUCUGGUCUGGAUCGGUCUGUACAGUAAGAUUGAAUGAAAAUGGUCAGACGGCUACACAGCAAGUGGGGCACAUGAAUACAUGAACUGGGAAACUGUGAAGGAGCCUGGCUUUUCUUCAGGUGGCCAGUUCUGUGUGGAUGUUACAGAUGUGAUCUGUUACAGAGGUAAGAAAUAGAAAACAACAUUACUGGGGCUGGCCCAGAGUAGCACACUAACACAAAUAGUUGUUUUUAAACACAAGUCCAUCUUCUGAUAAGACACAUCUUCAUUUAUGAUUUUGCCUCAGUAUGAGAGUUGGCCAGCCAGAUUCAAAAGUGGGUUCAAACACACCCCAGUCAAAGGAUACUGACAGGUUGACAAGGUUUAUUGUCUGCUGAACACUUCCUCAUUUUUAAACUCUUUCUGCAAGAAGAACUACAAAGACCUGGCCACUGUGAGGAACAGCACUGAGAACCAGAAGCUUCAGAGCUUAAUACCAGAUUGAUACUACCCAUGGAUUGAUUUGUAAAGAGAUCCAAACAUACACUGGUCUGAUGCAAAUGAUUGGUUCACACUUACUGGGCUCAAGGAGUGUGAUAUGUGGAGCUGCAGCUGUGCAGAAUUCAGAAGAUGGGUGGGCAUUGCCCUGUGAAGAAAAACACCCAUUCAUGUGCUACUCCUCUGGUAAGUGACUCAACUGUCCUUUAGUUAAAUUUGGUAUCUCACAGUUAUUACAUGGCAUGUUCUUCUCCUCUGUUUUUGAAUAGAGGAGAAUGGGCAAAAUGGGGAAACAGAGCAACAUAAAACCAUACUACAAUCAUUCAGAAACACAUUUUUUUUUAAACUGUUUAUUUUUGUGAUCUCUCUCUUGAAAAUAAUCUUGUUUUGAAUUUUGGUUAAUUUUUAUUUAGCCCAGUAGUGGCUCUCUGAGGCCACUUGCCAAUUGAGUGCGUUGAAUACCAGCAGACUGUCAGAGAAAAUGUUAUUCCUUAUUAUCUUUUUAACUGUGUGAAGUGUGUUCAUGAAUUGUAAUCUUCAAAAUAAAGCAAUCAGUCUGUGGCUUUGUCUUCAAGUUCUUUUCAUCUCUGGAGUCUGGGGUAUAAUCGGCCGUUUUUGACUACUUUUGAUUUUACCUUUAUAUUUCCCCCUAAAAACUGCUUACCUUGCCUUGCUUGGUAUCAUUUUUUUUUCAGCACAACCUCACGUGUGUGAAUUUACAGUUAUUUUAUCAUUUUGACAUACUGUAUUAACACAGAGGACCUAAAUUCACCCACAAACCAUAAAUUCCGAGUGGGAAAAAGUAACAUUUUUUACUGUAAAAACCACAAAUACAUUUAACAAACCAUUUUUAUUACUUAGAAUGCAACUAUAAAUCGUAAACUUCAAAACAUUUAUGCAAUUGUAGCAAAUAACAUAUGAAUUUACCGUUAUUUAUCUUAAAAUGCAGGUAAUGCCUCAGGCGUUUUUUGUACAACUAUUUACAAGACAAUGUAUAGUCUCACAAAUGUCUCAUUUUAUUUAUGCCACUACCAAAAAAAAAAAACAUGAUGUAAAUGAUGCAUGAUGUAAAAAAACUUAUCCUCCUCAUUGUCAGUCCAUUUGUAAUUUUUCCAUAGUUCUUUGUUUUUUGCUGCAUUUUUGUUAGUGUUAUUGCAGAUUGUUCUGAUUGUGUCUAUGGCAAAAAAAAAAAAAAAUUCAACUGAAAAAAAAAACAAAAACAAAAAAAAACAAUAGAUAAAGGUCUUUUGUACUGUGGGGUGGAAAAUGUCUCAACCUGGACCUGGUGGUCUCUGAGGCUGAAACCUGCUCACUGCUGGAGCUCUGUCACCAUCAGUCUCCCAGAGCUCAGAGCUCAUGUGUGGCUCUGCUGCCUGAGCAGGGUUGCUCACUCCUCAGUAAGGAAAGCCUGCUUCAUGUUAGAGUCUCUAAACUCCAGAGGAAGUCGCUAAAAGUAGUUUAUUUUUUUCUAAAUAAGUCAUUAGGGGGUCUGAAAAGUCACUGAAUCUAAAUGGAUGUGUCACGUGUUGAAGUACAGUCUUAUCAUGAAACAUCAUACAAUGAUUAAAGUUCAAGUGAUAGUGGGAAUGAUUCCAGGUGCAAUGAGGGACCAAGCAAAGAAAGAAAGAGACAGCAGAGAAAACAAAGUGUUCCAGAUGGAGGCUAAAUUAAUGUUAUUUUAAUACAAUAGUGUGAAUAAUUGGAGGCUUUUUUAUCUGAAAAUCAUGUAAUGCUAUCAAAGAGGUAUCAGAAUGAAAAUAUAGAGUCUGCAAAAAAGUGUGCAGUAAAUGUGCAAACUGUGUAUUUGUGAUUUUGCAUUUCUCACCUCGGUAUAAAGCAAACUUAAAAGGACGAAUUGGCUUCUUCAUCGCUGGUGUUGUUUUGAAUGAAUUUGAAUGGACUUAAAAUCUAACUGCUUGGCUGGUAGAAUUUGUGUUGAAGAUAAACACAUGGUACCUGUGCUUUAAUCAGAAUUGUCAAAGCAUUUAGUGAAGAGACAUGAAAUCAUGCUUUAAUAAGUAUCAUCUGUUAAAAAGUUCCAUAGACUACCACAUGGCUCCUUAUGUCCCUCACAGCCUGGGGUUGAUUGGGACAGAUGGAAAGCUUGGUCAAUACAUGACUGACUUUAUCAAAUAGACAGCUAUUGUCACUGGUGUUGCUUGAUUGUAAAUUUGUGGUACUACAUUAACUGUAUGAAACCUUGUCAAUAAUAAUAAAACUGCAACACCCUGGUUAUCAAUAAGUCUCACCCAUGAAUGGCAGAGAUGACUCUGCUUCACCCGUCACAAUCAACAGAAACAUGACUCACAAUUGUUGAGAUGCAAGCUUUGAACACCCAGUCAAAAAUAGUAAGUUCUGUAAUUAAGGGUCGUACCAGUAUAAGUUUGGAGUCUUGCUGCUUUAUUCAACAUUACCUUUCAUUAAGAAGGUAAUUAGGGGGUAAAUUGGGUCAGGUAUAAAGACAAGAAGCUGGUAUUGAAUUUCACUUGAUUUGCCUGUCACUCCUUGUCAUUUUCAUCCUCAUUAAAUGUUUCUUUAAGUUCAACACACUGACAGUCCACAGGCCACCACCAGGAUGGAGAGGAUCUUGCUGAGUCUCUUGUGUCUCUCAGGUCAGUAAACCCUCCAUUGCAGCAGAUAACUUUGUUUCUACUUAAAAAAAAACAAGAAAAAAAAAACUGAUAAUUAAAAUUAUUUUGAUGACAUGUUUCACAAAAAUUAGGACAGGCACAUGUUUACCUUUCUGUUGAUUCACCUGUUCCCCAACAACACUCUGUUAAAAAAUAGAAACCUGCUCAACAAUUACGCGUCUCAUGGCAUUGACACUUAUGUCAGACUGCAGAAAACAUGACAACUUUAUGAUGUUGCAGUGAUAAAAGAUGUCAGCUGUUUGUCAUAUGUGUUCUCCUUACAGGAUGGCACUUCACCUCCUGCCUUCCCCAUCUGUACCACUAUGUUUUUGAACCCAAGACCUGGACUGAAGCUCAGACCUUCUGCAGAGAGAAAUACACAGACCUGGUCACUGUUAAAAGUGCUGAAGAAGUCAAACAAUUCUUAGCCAUAGCUGUAGCUCAUGGUAACAAUGAAGCGUUCUGGAUCGGUGUGUACAUGAAGAUUGAAUGGAAAUGGUCAGACGGCUAUACAGUAAGUGGAGCUGAAUACAUGAACUGGGAAAAUAUUGAGGACAAUGAGCCUGACUUUCAUGCAGGUGAACAGUUCUGUGUGGAUAUUGAAGAUGAUGGAAAAUGGUGGGAUAUGGUUUGCCUUGACAAGCUGCCCUUCAUCUGUUAUAGAGGUAAGACCAGGGUCCAAAAUAAGAUGUUUUUUUUUUUUUUAACUGACUAAAGAUCAGAAUUAAGUUUAUUGCUAAGGAGGUUUACACAUAACUAAAUUAAGGACCACAGGAUAACAAUGCAAAUAAAAUAGAUACAUAUGAGUUAACUCUCACAUACUAUUCAAAUCCUGUAUUCUCACAGUAUGUUCUGGGUCAGAAUUGACCCGGCCCAAGAAUUGCCCAUGUAGCAAGUAUUUUCACCAAAGUUCUAGCCCCAAACCUAUUUAUAAUGUUUAAAUGAACUAUGCUACUUCAAAAAAUUAUUGAUUAGUCCUUCCUAAAUGUUUCAAAAAGCAGUAUUUUUUUUAGUAUUUUUUAAUUGAGUAUUUUUUUAAGUUUAAACACCUCUCGUUUUUUGGUAAAAUAUAUAUUUUGGAGAAGAAUAUCUAUUACACAGGAUAAUGUCAUAAUAUUAUGUAAGAAAUAAAAAAAUAUAAAAGUCAUAAUGAUUUGAAUAUAUUUUAUUGAACAGCAAACAAACGGAGACGUGGCGCAGGCGCGGUGUAAGUCAGGUCCGCCGUGCCAACAAGGCAUCCCUAAGCACAAUUUUGUAUUUUGUUGAACGGCGCAGCCCAGCGUAAGUAUCCCCCCUCCCUAACUUUCAAAAGCUUUCUUUUUCUGGUUAAGGAUUGCUUUUAUGUCACUUGUGAUCCAGGGUUUGUGGUUGGGGAAACAGCAAACAGUCUUUGUUGGUAUAACUGUGUCUUUACAGAAGCUGAUAUAUUCAGUACACCAGUCAACCUGUCUGUCAAUGUUUAUACUAUCCACACCUGUUUCCAGCAGCACAUUCAAGACUGUUGAUUUAAAACAGUCUCUUAGUGUGUCACUGGCUUGAGGUGUCCAUCUUCUGAUUUUGACUUUGGUCACAGGCUGCCUCAGCACAUAAGGUCUGUAACAGGUUUGCAGAUAGACCAAGUUAUGAUCUGACUUGCCUAGUGGUUGAAAGACAGUGGCUCUGUAGGCUUCUUUGACAUUGGCAUACAGCAGAUCCAGGGUUUUGUUUUCUCUGGUAGGACAGUUCACAAACUGUGUGAAUCCAGUCAGGUGAGAGGAGAGGGUGACAUGGUUGAAGUCUCCUGAUAUUUUUAUUAGUGCCUCAGGGUGUUGAGUCUGUAGCCUGGCAACACUAUUAUGCAAAAGAUUGCAUGGAAUUUCUUCAGUUGAUUUGGGUGGGAUGUAAACAACUACUGUUAUGAUAUGACUAAAUUCUCUGGAAACAUAAUAUGGCCAAAGAGCAACUGCCAACAGUUCAAAAUCUGGACAACACAACUUUUUCUUGACAGUUAUAUGUGAAGGGUUACACCAUCUCUGGUUGACAAAUAAAGCCAGACCUCCUCCUUUCUUCUUGCCACAAGCUUGAGCAUCUCUGUCUGACUUUAUGAGAGUGGAGCCAGGUAGAUCCACACUGGAGUCAGAGUUGUUUUGAUUCAACCAGGUUUCAGUAAAACACAGGCGACUGCUCUCAUGGUAUUCUUUCUCAGUCUUCACCAAUAUCUCCAGCCCAUCGCUUUUGUUAGGCAGAGAGUUGAUGUUUCCCACGAUGACUGAUGGAAGAAAGGGUUUGUAUCUCCACCUCCUAGCAUUCAGCUUUGCCUUCACCUUUGCACCAGCACGGCAACCAUAAUAAUACCUCCUGAUUUCCUCUGGAAUUGUAUGUUGUUGUCCAGAUUUGCUUUUCCUCAAUGAAAGGAACUCUUCUCUUGAGUAAAUGUUUGCCCAGCAGAAGUAUCCAUCAGCAGCCAACAAGAAAACAAAAAAAAUAUGAAAAAAAGUCGAGCAAAUGUUACAAAAUUACAGAUCAUGCAGUGAGACCAGACUUGCAGUAACCUCUCCAUUCAAGCGCAUCAUUGGAAUGUUUCAAUAUUUCAAUGUUUCAACAGUAUUUGUUUGUUUACUAUUUCAAUAUUUUAGAUUCCCCAUGCCCCUUCAAAAAGCUCAAAGAGUAGCUUUCUGUCACAGAAGGUUCUUGUUACUUGUGAGGUCAUCUUAACCUCUGGCUAGGUGUGUCUGUGUGCGUGCGUGUGUGUGUGCAUGCAUUCGUGAGUGUGUGUUUCUGUCAAGGUAAUAAUAGUUUCAUAAUAAUUUGAACAUAUUUUAUUGAGCAACAAACUUUAUAUUGUACACUGUUCUCACUGCUUGUCACUUGCCUCACACUAGUAGAUCAAAAAUCCAUCUUAAUAGAUACAGGUCAAAUUUGACCUGUAACAGCCUCUGAGGGGAAAAAUACGUAGCAAAUAAACAAAAAUACACAUGAAUGUUUUUAAAUUAAUUUCAUAUAUAUUGUGCCAUUUCAGGAAAAGUCAUCAAGUUUCAGGCUUAAAGAAUGUCAUUUAGAGUAUUUUAACUGCUGUUAAAAAUCAAAACAGGUCAAAUUUGACCCAAACUGUUUGUAAUGUGUAAAAUAACAACAUACAGAUAGAAAUUAGUAAACUGAUUUUUUGCAGUUAUACUAUCACUGUCAGGGAACUGUAAAUAGAAACAGUUAAAUUUUAAUAAAGAUAAAAAAUCAAAGUAAAGCAGGGGUAGACCGAUUGAUCAGGACAAAUAAUAAGGCCGAUCAAUGGCAUUUUGAAAUGAUCAGUAUUAGCUGAUAUCUGGACUCAUCAGUCCAAUUAAAACAUGAACAAAUCAUGUCUGUAGACACUGCAGGCAGACUUGUAUAUGAAGGCACUGCCAAGUAACAUAACCAUCCCCUUUAAUGACAACAGAAGAUAAGACUUACUGUUACUGACCAGUGUUUAAAAUAUCAUAAAAAUAUGUCAGGUUCUAAUAUAUAUCUGUCGCAAAACUGUCGAAAAACCUGUAUCAGUGGACCUCCAAUAGAAAGAAAACUUGAACAGAAUAUAAACAACUUUGGCAUGGAGGGUUGUACAUUCUGUAUGUGUAAGACAAUGCAGAGCAAUAUGAGUGCAAAAGAUAGUAGUAGUAUAGUACAACACUACUAUUAUAGUAGUAUAACUCCAUUUGGAUUGGCCAAUCAGAUUUGAAGUGAAGUUCAGACACAUCUGCCACUUUACAACAUGUUUAUCAAGAAGUAAACUUUGGAUAAAACAUUUCCUAAUGUUUUAAACUCUAACUGCAGGUACACCACAGGAUCCAGAGUUUGUUUUUGUCCAGGAGAGCAUGAGUUGGUCUGAUGCUCAGAGGUUCUGCAGGGAGAACUACAUAGACCUGGCCACUGUGAGGAACAGCACUGAGAACCAGAGGCUCCACAACGCAAGGCCAAACUCAGACUGGGCAUGGAUUGGUUUGUACAGAGAUUCAAACAUUCACUGGUCUGAUGGGAGUGACUCUAUGCAUCAGUUCUGGUUUGGUGCAGUCCCACUGGGCAACAUGAGUGUGAUAUGUGGAGCUGGAGCGAUAGUCAAUUCAGGAACAUGGUGGGGAUUGUCCUGUGAAGACAAAUACCAAUUCAUAUGCUACUCCUCUGGUAAGUGACUCAAUUGACCUCCUGUUAAAUUUGGUAUCUCACAGUUAUUACAUGGCAUGUUUUUCUCCUCUGUUUUUGAACAUAAGUGGCAAAACUGGUGAUAACACAGGAGAUAAAGACAGAGGACCCCUCUGUGGACAUGAACAACCCUGCUGUGAGAGCGGACAUUCUCAGAGAGGUGAGCCUCCACAUACAUGACAAAAAAGUUAAUCCAUUAAAUACUUCUUUUGAUCAUCAUUUCUUCAUUUCUUUGAGAUAGUAUCUGUUUCAACUAAUUCUGCAUUUAACAAACACAGAUGUGAAUCAAAAAAGUCUCUAUUCAUGUUUCCAGCGCCAGAACAGGCUGGAGGAGAAUGGACUGAGUGGAGUCACCUUAAAGUGGAGAGUGCAGCCUGAUGGGAAAGUUUUCCACAAAAAGGAGAAAAGUUCUCCAAAGAAAUGUAGCCAAGAGACUAAUGUAUGUAGUGUAAGUCAAGUUCUUCUGACUUGAUCUGAAGUUUAAGUUCAAAUCUGAUUCUGUCUGAUAGGUAUGAUAUAAACAACCUUCUUGUUAUGUUGGAUGAAAGACUUUUCUCACUUAAAAAAAACACGCCGGCUGCCCACCUCAAAAAACCAAUGUGGUCAACUUCUCUCUUGUACACACAUCCUCAAAAGCCUGCCUUUCUUCACUCUUAUUAGAGUGUGAUCAGGAAGUGACACUGAUUAGAGUGGCAGUGCUCCAAAAGAUAAACUAUUAUUAACUGAAAUGCUGCAAUACCAAGAUAAUCUUAUUAAACAAAGACAAGGUUAAUUUAACAAAGUGCUGCUAAAAAAAAAAAGACACUCUCUAAAACUGUCUUGUGAAAAUGAACAUCUGCCUCAAACAUUAAAUCAGGGUGUCUGUGUCAGCAGCUGUAUCUAAUGCAUAUUUUAUAACGUAAAGGCAGGUGAUAACACAGCUAUUUUUCCUUUGCAUUUCUUGGCAUUCCGCCUCCCUUGUUUGCAUUAAUAGAUUAAAGAAGAAUCAACUUGACAAGUUUCAGGUCAACUGCUUUACAUGGUUAAAACUGUACUUUCUGUGAUGAGACUACUGAUCAUGUGCAGCUCACAAAUAUGAUAAUCAAAGCAUAUAACCUCUAGUUCAAGUGCCAAGGGACUCUUCACGAUUAACUUUUUUAAGCAACCUCAAACACCAGCAAAGCUGAAACAUUCAAACAGACAACAGUAUAGCUGACUACAUAGACUCUGUAAAAAGAAAUACUCUGUCAGAGACAGCAGGAUAAAACCAUACAGAAACAUGUUUUUUUUAGAUUAGAUUUGAUUAGUUUAUUUAAAAGGGGACAGCGCAAUUUCAUAAAACACAUGAUUACACAUGGUUAAAAAAAAGCCAGAAUUAGCCAUAAGGCUAGUUUUCAUCUGUAGUCCCCUAGUUCAUAAAACUGUUUAUUUUUGUGAUCUCUCUCUUUAAAAAUAAUCUUGUUUUGGAGUUUGGGUAGUUUUCUUUUAGCCCAGCAGCAAUGGCUCUCAGCUAAUCUCAGGCCACAUGCCUAUUGAGUCUAUUGAAUACCAGCAAGCUGUCAUUGAAAAUGUUAUUCCUUAUUAUCUUUUUAACUGUGUAAAGUGUAUUCCUGAAAUGUAAUCUUUAAAAUAAAGGAAUCACUCAGUGACUUUGUCCUCAAGUUCUUUUAAUCUGUACAUUACACAUUUGUUGCUGUGCUAGGGUGCAGGUUGAGUCUGUUUCGUAGAGUUAAAUGAACUCUUGGUUCUCCAAGUGACAAGACUAUCUCUCAAGUGCCAAGCACAACCCCGACCCCAGCUCCUAGACCUGCGGACCUGGAUGACAAUCCCUUUCCUGAAAGUACUAUCCAGCAUCCAGCCAUCGCUUACCCAUAUGUCAUCAAGGAUCGAAGCCUUAGAAUCCGGUACGGCACCUGCUAGGCCAUCUUCCUCCAUCCCAGCUGUUACACCUGCAUUCACCAUGCUGAACGAUGACAUCACUCCAGCGACAACAAUGAGAGUGUCACCAUCCUGUGAAGGACCCUGGGAAGUGCAGUCCCCAUCUCCACUUGCGUCCCAAUCUUACCUCCCACAGCUGCAAUUACACCAAUUCUGCGGAGCCAAAUCCUCACAGGUACUGAUUUUAAUAUUGUAAAAGUCUUGCUGUGCUCUGACCACAGUGAUAGAUGCAUUGUGGAUUGCAGAGACAUGUCUGUGAUGCUUAAGUAUCAUGAUCCCUGGUUGUUUAAAUCUCCAACUUUAGCUGAAUUCAUAGCUUUAGGCGUAUUUGGAAAUAUCACAUGUGAAGUGUUUUAAGCACACAGAACUGAACUGGACACAUAUCUCACCAUUAUUUCUAUUCUGGUCCAGGCAGUAGGAUAUUUCUAUCCUCCUGCCUGGACCAGCUCGCACCUCUGAAAACAAAAACAGUUUCAUUCAGACACUCUGCCCCCUGGUUUACCUCAGAACUACACAAAAUGAAAUCCCACAAACCACAACAGUACCUCCAUCACCUUCACCCUGGAAAAGUGCAACACAUUCCUCUCCUCUUUUCAAUCCAAAAUCAACACAAUCUACAACUCCCUUCCCCCACCGCCAUUCCCCGCUCCUCCCCUCCUCCCCUCAUCCCUUCAGCACUCUCCUGCUUCUCACCUGUUUCCUGAACCGACGUGACCAAUAUCAUCUGCUCCAUGUCAUCAUCCACCUGCAUCCUGGAUCCCAUCCCAUCCUCCCCCAUCAAGCACUGCCUCCCCGUCAUCUCCCCCAUCAUCACACAGAUCAUCAACUUCUCCCUCAACUCCGCUACUGUUCCCCCGUCACUCAAACUGACCGCUGUCACCCCCAUCCUCAAAAAACCCGGACUCAACCCUGACGACAUCAAUAACUUCCGGCCCAUCUCCAACCUCCCUUUCCUGUCAAAAAUCCUCGAACGUGUCAUUGCAUCACAAAUCAAAACCCACCUCAACAAUAACAACCUUUACGAAAAGUUUCAAUCAGGAUUCCGCACCCACCACAGCACCGAAACUGCCCUCAUCAAAGUCACAAACGACCUCCUUAUUUCUACUGACUCCGGCCAACUCUCCAUCCUCAUCCUCCUCAACCUCUCCGCCGCUUUCGACACCAUCGACCACACCAUCCUCCUGUCCCACCUACACUCCCUCCUCAAUAUCACAGACACCGCUCUUAACUGGAUCCACUCUUACCUCACAGACCGGAAUCACUUCAUCCACAUUAACAACUGCUCCUUCACAACUGCCCCCGUGUCCCAAGGUGUCCCCCAGGGCUCGGUGCUUGGUCCCCUCCUCUUCAUCAUCUACCUCCUCCCUCUUGGCCACAUCCUCCGUCAACACAACCUCCACUUCCAUUGCUACGCUGAUGACAUUCAAUUAUACAUCUCUUCCAACUCCAUCACCCCCCAGACCCAACGCUUCCUCUCAAACUGCCUCUCUGAUAUCAAACACUGGAUGGACAGCAAUCUUCUCAAGCUCAACUAUGACAAAACAGAUCUUCUCAUCAUCGGCCCAAACUCCCUCACCUCCACAGUCACAGACUCUCAUCUCUCCAUCGACAACUCCACCCUCUCCCCCUCCUCCCACUGUCGCAACCUUGGCAUUCUCUUCGACAGCAACCUCUCCUUCACCCACCACAUAAAGCAAAUCACCAAAACAGCCUACUUCCACCUCAAAAACAUUGCCCGCCUCCGCCCCUCCCUCUCCUACCCUGCAGCUGAAACCCUCAUACAUGCAUUCAUUUCUUCUCGUCUAGAUUACUGUAACAGUCUCCUCCAUGGCACUACCUCCACUCUCCUCAAUAAACUUCAGCUUGUCCAGAACUCAGCCGCCCGCCUCCUCACCCACACACACUCCCACCAACACAUCACCCCCGUCCUCCAAAACCUUCACUGGCUCCCCAUCCCCCAUCGCAUUCAAUACAAAAUCCUCCUUCUCACCCACAAAGCACUCCACAACCUGGCCCCCCCCUACCUACAGGAUCUUCUCCACCCCUACAUCCCCUCCCGCACCCUCUGCUCCGCCAAUGCCAACCUCCUCACAGUUCCCCUGACCAAGCACCGAACCUGGGGGGACAGAGCCUUCUCAGUCACCGCCCCCACCCUCUGGAACUCACUCCCACUCGAACUCAGAAACUGCACUGAUCUCACCAGAUUCAAGGCCCUUCUCAAAACCCACCUCUUCCGCACUGCCUUUCAUCCUCCUUAGCUGUACGCAAACCUUCUCCCCCGCAAGGUAUGUAGGCUACCUUUACUUAGUGUGUUGCCGUACGUCAGUCUGCACUCUGCAUUGUAACCAUAGUAAUCCAAUAAGACCAUGCUGGUGGAGAGUGAGUCGUAUUUGCUUCCACAUACAAACUCCAGAAAUGGUAGUGCUCAAUGAGAACUUUGAUCGGACGCUGGUUGCAUAGGCACUAGGACCCACCUCUCACCUUUUGUAGGAGGAGGGAACUUUUAAAGAAACAGCUGCUUCAAUUUUAAUGCAGAAAUAAGACAAAAUGCAGAGAAAAUUUGAUUUUAUGUUCAAGAGAAAGAGAGAUGCAACAGAUGAUGAAACUCUGGCAUAAGAGUCGUCACCUCGCUAAACGUGGGUAUGCUCCUCUUGUUCAAAGCCUACGGGUACAGAAUCUGCAAGAACCUCAUCUACUCUGACAAAUGUCCCUGAGCUGGGGAAGGCACUGGCAAAACAUCCCAACCACUGUUUGUGAAUUAUUUGAUAACAGGACUGGUUCAGGGGCUCCAAGCAAGUUUGGUCUGGCUGCCAAAAGUGUCUUCAAGGAUUCAUGAUUGGCCCCUAGUUGGUCUUUACACGAGUACGAAUUUGUAAGACAUCGGUAAAAUAAACUAUCGAUCUGGUGAUAUUAACACACAGAGACGCGUAUUUGUCCAUGACUCCGCAUCUUUUUUUGAAAACGGGCCUGCAGGUGGAUAUCUUGGUUUUCCUCUUCAUGCUGUAGUUGGUAAAAAUAGGUAAGUCUGGAAGAGACGGUGACAUCAUAGCACCCUUCCUCCUCCCCGCCCCCCCAAACUACGUUGUCACACACAGCAACAACAACAAUGGCGGUAGCUGGGGUGAUUUUGUUCUUGUUUAACUACAAAUAUGGAUGGACAGGAAGGAAGUCGACCUUGUAUGCGCAUGUGCAUUCUAUGUUUCUGGUGCUUUGUGGGAAUUUCACAGUGUCACCUUUAGGCCGAGUGUAUGUACUACAGGAUUUUGCGUGGAUUUUGCGUCAUGUAAAUGCACUAAGCCUAUGUACAUUAUGAUGUGUAAACAGCGAUACAUGUUUUGGUGCCGACGGCAAGACAAUACGGGGCUGCCCUUGUGUGAGGAUGGCCUUAGGCAACAUAAAUCAACCAACUCAUCAUGUAAGACAAUUUACACUAAAUGUACAAUACUAGACAAUAGAUAAUUGGAAAGGGGGGGGGGGGGGUGCACUUUAUCAAUCAAUCAAUCAAUCAGAUUUUAUUUAUAUAGCGCCAAUUCACAACAUCUCAAGACGCUUUUCAAAGAGCAAGAGCAGGUCUAGACCAUGCUCAUUGUUUGAUGAUCAAGAACCAACCUAAGAUGGGUUUUGGCCCAUCUCAUCUAACAUGAGUAGCAGUGGCAAGGAAAAACUUCCUUUUAACAGGCAGAAUACCUUGAUCAGGUCCCAACUCAUGCCAGACAGCCAUCAGGCCGCUGCUGGGUUGGGGAGGAAUGUAGAGAGAUAGAGGGAGAGAGAGAGAGGGAGAAGAGGGGAGAGGGCAGGGGGGGAGAGAGAACAAGAUGAGGGGAAGGAGAGAGAGAAUAAGUAAGGAGAGGGAGGGGGAGGAAGGGAGAGUAGAGAACGAGGGUGAGAGAGAGACAGGGGACAGCAGAAACAACAGCAACAACAACAACAGCUCAUGUAAUGAAACAAAAUGAAUUCAGUUCACAGGGUUAGGAUAUGAGUAAUUAUGGACAAUGUUAAAUUAAUUGAAUGUGAUUACAGUCAGCAGGCCUAAUAGUAGUCAACUCUAGUUUUACGUUAUUAAUGUCAGUGAGGCUGAUGUUCAUGUCUGCAGUAACAGUCCAGAGGAAUCCAAGAAAAGGAGCUCAGGGCCUGAGGCGGACAAUCAUAGACAAUGCGGCUGGAGUCAGGCAGGUCUGCAGCAGCCAUCAGUCCAGAGCAACCUAGGAGACUGGGGCUCAGAGACAUACAGAGAGAUCUAGUUAGCAAUUUGAUGACAGAAAAUGACUUCAAUGUACACAACUAAUUAUGGACAAUGUAUGAUUAAUUUAAGGUGAUUAAAGUUAAAACUCAAUGGUAGUUUACUCUAGUUUUAUUUCAUAGAUGUCAGUUAGGCUGAUGUACGUGUCUGCAGCAACAGUCCAGAGGAGCCUAAGAGAUGGAGGAGCUCAGGGCCUGAGGUGGACAAUCAAGGAUGAUGCAGCUGUGGUCAGGCAGUUCCGCAGCAGACCAUCUGCAGCAUUAGUCCAGUGGAAGCUAAGAGACUCAGAGACACUCAGAGAGAGAGAAAUCUGGUUAGUGACUUAUAUGGGACAUAAAAAUCUAAAGGCGAGAUAGAGACAGACUCUAGCUCAGUGUGCCAGAUAACCCUGCUAGUCUAAACCUAUAGCAGCAUAACUAAGAGCUGGUUCAAAUCAGCCCCAACUGUAAGCUUUAUCAAAGUGGAAUGUUUUAAGUCUACUCUUGAAAUUUGAGAGGGUGUCUGCCCCCCGAACCUCGAGCGGUAAAUGAUUCCAGAGGAGAGGUGCCUGGUAGCUGAAAGCUCUUCCUCCAAUACUGCUUUUAGAGACAUUUGGUACAACAAGCAGACUUGCAGACUGUGAGCGUUAUGGUCUAGAUGGAAAGUAAGGUAAAACAAGCUCGUCAAGAUAUGAUGGAGCCUGGCCGUUAAGUGCUUUGUGUCAUAAGGAGGAUUUUAAACUCGAUUCUAGAUUUAAUAGGGAGCCAAUGAAGAGAGGCUAAGACAGGAGAGAUGUGCUCUCUUCUUCUGGUUCUACUAAAUACCCGAGCUGCUGCAUUUGGGACCAGCUCAAGAGUCCUUAAAGACUUAUUGGAGCAGCCUGAUAAGAGAGAAUUACAGUAACCCAGCCUAGAGGUAACAAAGGCAUGGACUAGUUUUUCUGCAUCACUCUGAGACAGGAUGGGUCUAAUUUUUGAGAUAUUGCACAGGUGGAAAAAAGCUAUCCUAGAGAUUUGUUGAAUGUAGGAGCUGAAGGACAAAUCCUGACCAAAUAAAACUCCCAGAUUUCGCACAGUGGGGCUGGAUGCCAGACUGAUGCCAUCUAGCAUAGCUUUAUUAUUAGAGAAUGCCUCUCCAAGGUGUUUAGGGCCAAGGACAAGAACUUCAGUUUUGUCUGAGUUGAGCAGUUAUUGGUCAUCCAGGAUUUUAUAUCUUUGAAACAAGCUUCUAAUUUGGUAACCUGAUUUGUUUCAUCUGGCUUCAUGGAUAAGUAUAACUGGGUGUCAUCUGCAUAACAGUUUACCCAGAGGAAGCAUGUACAAGGUAAAGAGGGUCGGUCCAAGCACUGACCCUUGCGGGGACUCCAUAGCAGACCUUGGUGUGCGCAGAGGAUUCAUUAUUAACAUGGACAAACUUGGAUCGAUCCGUUAGAUUAGAUUUAAACCAGGAAAGAGCACAUCCUGCGAUGCCGAUAGAUUGUUCUAGUCUCUGAAGCAGGAUGCGGUGGUCGAUCGUGUCAAACGCAGCACUAAGAUCCAACAGGACAAGAACAGAGAGAAGACCACGGUCUAAAGCCAUGAGUAGGUCAUUUGUCACCUUCAGCAGAGCAGUCUCCGUGCUGUGAUGGGUUCUAAAUCCAGACUGGAAAUCCUCCAAAAAACUGUAGUUAUAAAGAAAAUCACAAAGCUGAUUCGCAACAACUUUCUCUAGGACUUUAGAAAUAAAGGGAAGGUUGGAUAUUGGUCUAUAGUUAGCUGUAUAUAAUACAUGCUUUAUAACUUACAGGCAGGUGAUAACGUGUUUUUCCUUUUGCAUUUUCUUUGCAUUCUCCCUCCUUUGUUUGCAUUAAGAGAUUAAAGAAGAAUCAACAUGAUGAGUUUCAGGUCAACUGCUUUACAUAGUUAAAACUGCCCCUUCUGUGAUGAGACUACUGAACAAGUGCGGCUCACAGUUGUGAUAAUCAAAACAUAAAACCUGUAGUCCAAGUUCCAGAGGACUCUCUUCAUGAAUAACCUUUUUUAAAAACCUCAAACACCAGCAAGGCCGAAAAAUUCAGACAGACAAAGCACGAUUGGUGCUCUGUCAUUGUCAUGUGCUUGUACUUUGAUGUUGUUGUAUUGUGGUUGUUGUGUAUUACCAUGUGUUGUUCUGUGACAUGGUCUUUUCUUGUAUGAUGAUACAGUCUACCUGCACUUUUGCCCACAAUGAAUUUUCCUUUGGGACAAUAAAGUAUAUCUUAUCUUAUCUUACAACAGUAUAGCUGACUACAUAGACUCAGUGAAAGGAAAUACUCUGUCAAAGACAGCAACAUAAAACCAUACUAGUAUCAUUUAGGAACACAUUUUUUUUCAGACAGCACACAAAACUGUUUAUUUUUGUGAUCUCUCUCUUUAAAAUAAUCUUGUUUUGGGGUUUGGUUAAUUUUCUUGUAGCCCAGCAAUAAUGGCUCUCUGCUCAUCUGAGGCCACUUGCCUAUUGAGUCUAUUAAAUACCAGCAGACUUUCAUAAAAAAUGUUAUUCCUUAUUUUUUCACUAUGUAAAGUGUGUUUAUAAAAUGUAAUCUUCAAAAUAAAUAAUCACUCUGUGGCUUUGUCUUCGAGUUCUUUUACUCUGUUAAUAACACAGUUGUUGCUGUGCUAGAGUGCAGGUUGAGUGUUUCGUAGGGUUACAUUGUACUCUUGAUUCUCUGACUGAAGAGACUAUCUCUCUACCGCCAAGCAUUGAAAGCACGCCCUAUUGCUUAUCCAUAAACAGAUGUGUUAUGUCAAUGUCAAUGUCAUCGUCAGCUUUAUUUAUAUAGCACAUUUAAAAACAGCCAGUGGCCAACAAAAGUGCUUUACUGUAAAAAAAAGCCAGACGGUAAAAACAAUAAAAAAAACUAUAAAAACAAUAAACGCAUAAAACAUAUAAGAACAUAAAACAACAAUAUAGAUAAACACUUCCCCAAAAGCUUAAGUGAACAGGUGCAUCUUCAGAAGUGUUUUAAAAGUGGAAAGGCUGUUAGUAGUGCGCACUGUCAGGGGUAAAGCAUUCCACAAAGUGAGAGCCAGGACAGGAAAUGCUCUAUCUCCUCUAGAUUUUAAAAAGGUUCAAGGAACGUCUAAAGCCACCUAAUUAGCUGACCUCAGGGCUCUGGAGGGCUGGCGCAGUUUAUCAAGUUCAGACAGAUAUUCCGGGGCCAGCCCAUUCAGAGACUUAAAAACAAAUGAAAGAAUCUUAAAUUCGAUUCUGUACCUAACAGGAAGCCAGUGAAGAGAGGCAAGCACUGGAGUUAUGUGCUCCCGUUUCUUGGUCCCAGUUAGGAGACGAGCUGCAGCAUUUGAAUGAGCUUCAAGCAGUUGAGCUCUGAUUUGCCAAUGCCUACAUACAGGGAAUUACAGUAAUCUAAACGAGAUGUGAUAAAAGCAUGGAUAACUUUUUUAAGGUCCUUCUGGUUUAAAUAGGAUUUAACUUUAGGGAGAAGCCGUAGCUGAUAAAAGCUAGAUUUGACCACUGCGCUGUCCUGUUUGUCAAGUUUAAAAUCACCAUCAAUAAUAAAACCAAGAUUCCUGGCAUGGAACCCUAUGUAAGGUGCCAGUGAGCCAAGGGAGCUGGCAAGGACCUGAAUCAGGUCAGGGCGACCGGACAGGAUGACCUCUGUUUUGUUCUCAUUUAAUUUUAAAAAAUUAAGAUCCACCCAUGUCUUUACAUUAUUCACGCAGUUAAGCACGACCUGCAGAGAGUUUUUGGUCGGGACCUUAACAGGCAAAUGCACCUGCACAUCAUCAGCAAAAACAGUGAAAAGAAACACUAUGCUUUCUAAAAAUUGACCCCAAGGGUAGCAUAUAGAGGGAGAAUAGUAGGGGACCCAGAACUGACCCUUAAGGGACCCCGCAUGUCAGAGGGGCAACUGUGGAAGAAAACUGGCCCAUGUGCACAGAGAAAAAGCUCUCAGAGAGGUAUGAUCUGAACCAGCUCAAAGCAGUGCCUUUGAUGCCUACACAGCGUUCAAGGUGUGAUAGGAGGAUUGAGUGAUCCACCGUGUCUAACGCCGCUGUCAAGUCAAGGAGGAUUAAAAUGGCACAGUUACUAGAAUCAAGGUUCGACAAAAGAUCAUUAAAAACUUUUAAAAGAGCAGUUUCAGUGCUGUGAAGAGACUUAAAACCAGACUGAAACAGUUCACAAACAUUCUUGGAGUUGGUUAAAAACAACUUUCUCUAAAACCUUGGAAAUAAUAGGGAAUUUGGAUAUUGGGCUAAAAUUGGACAAAACCAAGGGAUCCAAGUUUUUCUUUUUCGAGACAGGCUGCACUGUGGCAUGUUUGAAGGAGGAAGGCACACUUCCGGAGCUGAGACACCGAUUAACGAGAGGCAAAAUAAAAGACUGAACUGUAUUAAAAACCUCCUUGAACAAACGGGAAGGAAUGCUAUCAGCAGGACAGUUAGCACUAUUUCAUUAAGUGUUCAGAGGGAAACAGGCACAAACUGCUGAAAUACAGCUGAGCUAGCUGAAGGAACAGAGGGGUCCUGAACAGACUGGGCAGAUGAGGACCUAAGAGCAGACAUCUUAUUGACAAAUAACUGCAGAAAGUCCUCACACAGAGAAGAUGAAGGCUCAAUACAGACAGCAUCACAGGGAUUUACUAAAGCGUCAAAUACAUUAAAAAAACCUGCAGUUUCUGAGCAUUAGAAGUGACAAGUGAGGAAAAAUACUCAGUUUUUGCAUUUUUCACAGCCUGCUGAUAGCUCAGGAGAAAGUCAUGUAGGACAUCCCAGUAAAUUUGGAGUUUGUCCCUUUUCCACUUCCUUUCCGCCUGUCUGCAUGCGUGUCUAAGCUCACGAGUGGACUCAUUUAAAGCCAAGGCUCAGUCUGUGGCUUUACAUGUCUUAAAGUCAUGGGAGCUAUGGAGUCCGAAAUCUCAGUGCAUACAGAAUCAAACAGAUUUAAACAAUCAUCCACACUGCGAUCACCAAAACCAACCAGAGAGUACAAGAGGGAGUCUUUAAAAGCAGCAGAGAACUGCAGAGUAGUUGAAGGAUUAAAAACACGGAGACGCUGAACAGGAGCAGAGUCGGUAGUUGGGGUUGCCGGCAGUGACGGGGAAAAUAAAACAGGUAGAUGGUCGAAAAAAGGCUGUGCGACAGAUAUCAGUUAUCUGCAAAUUCAAUCCAUAAGACAGCACAAGAUCCAAAAUGCGCCCCUUUUUAUUGCUUCUUCUCUGAAACAGAUUGCGUAAGAGUCAAUGAGAUUGAGAAAGUCUCUGACCAGAGGUCUGGUUUCACAGCAGACAUGCAAGUUGAAAUCUCCUACAAUUAAAAAGUGGUCAUAUUUAAGAGUGACACCCGACACAAAGUCUGCAAAGUCCUGUAUAAAGGUGUUGUUAAAUUUCGGUGUCAGUAGACCACCGCACAGAGGACAGUCACAGGGAGGUUUACCUCAAAGAGUUGGAGCUCGAAGCUGGAGCAGUUGACAGCUGGAGACUGCUUGCACUGAAAAGUUGAAAAAACCACAUCCAGGAGGAAGGAGCUCCGAAAAAGGCAAAAGUUCCCCUUCAUGGAUCCAGGUGUCCGUCAAGAACAUAAAAUCCAGUUCACAUUGCUGGAGCUGGGUUUGAGACAACAAAGAUGGUUUUGUACAACCCAGAAAGACACCAGAGCACAGUCUGCUGCUCCUUCAGGACAAAAAAGAGGCAAGGAGUAGCCGGCUGAUGCUCACCAACAAAAAUGAGGACCCAGAACCCCCCUGCCACUGUAAGUCAACUGGUGGAGGCAGAAGGACAAAAUAGCAGUGGUGUUAGCUAGAAGGGUCUGCAUAACCAUGGCCCUGUGAAGAUAAGCCAGCAGGCCAUCCAGAGCCCUUUGGUUCCUGCUUGGGCAGGUAGCUUUGCCAAAAAUGGAUCUGGAGGGGGUAAGCAGAGAGAAAAGAAAGAAGGGAAUCUGCCUACUAUGCAGCUAAAGAGCCAAAAGGGGGCUCUCCAGUGCUGCAGACAAUGUAAAAUAAAAUGUGCAUAUGAGGGGUCUCUCUGGAUUAUAAUGCUAACUCCACAGCUUGUACAAGAAUGUCCAUCUGCUGGACUGUAUCCGGCUAGCCCCUCGCUCCCUGGACCAACAGGGUUUACAUCAGGAUUGGCUCUACCACAUUUUUUAUUUAUCUAGUUUUUUGGGGGGUGGGGUGGGGUGAUCAUAAAUGUUUGUCCUUGAGCUGAGUCACCUCGCUGUAGUCCGUUAUGGACUGGCCUGAGGUCACGGUACAAACAAGCCUGGUAGUUUGCAUGUUGUACAUGCAGCUGUAAACAGUCCCUACAAGGAGGAAGUAUCCUGGAGUCCACUUCACCCCUUUUGUUGCAGAACAUCACAUAACGCAAAUCAUUAACAUCACAUAUGCUCGACGAUGGUGCAUACAUCCUGCAGACAAAUGUUUUUUUUUUUUAAGAGUAUUUCUCGCCCUGCAAAAGCACUUAUACAAUCACAACCUGUGAAAGCAUGUAGGCUGACAAGAGCAUCACCAAUGUCAUCUCCAAGCAGCUGAGCAGGGUUGCUGAUGCUGAGGUAUCUUGUCUGAUCCUGAGUGCCACAUUUACAUGGGGCACUCAUGGGGCAGUCUAUCUUCUUACAGUAUCCAAGGCAAAGGUUCAUAAUGUCUGUAGCCUCGCUCACAAGGACUGUGGAUCGGAAGCCUUUCUGGCUGUCAUGAUUUGCAUGUAAGAGCAUCCUGGUAUCUGCCUUCUCACUGGAAGAUUUCAGCUCUUCAAUCACAUUCCAGUCAGUUUUGCUCAGACAAUAGCAUGUCUCUCCACAGGUUGCAUAUAGCUGCUUAUCCAUAAGUUCCAUAGGUUCAGUGGUUCCUUCUGUGUCUACGAUUAAGGUUAUCAGGCCUGUUUUGCUGUCUGCGUGGAGGCUAUUGUAAGUGAGUCCACAGAUGUUAUGAUCCUUUGCCUUAGAUACUUGAAGAAGAUAAACUUCUCCAUGUAUCUGAAAUUUAGCACUCACAUCUCAUAUUUAGCACUAGAUACCUCAGCAUCAGCAACCCUACGCAGCUGCUUGGAGAUGACAUGGUGAUGCUCUUGUUGGCCUACAUGCUUUCAUAGGUUGUGUAAGUGCUUUUGCAGGGCGAGAAAAACUCUCUGAACCUGGGAUAUCGAAGAGGAUUUAUACAGCAAUAUGAAGUUAUUUGUCUGCAGGAUGUAUGCACCAUUGUCAAGCCUAUGCAAUGUUAAUGAUUUGCAUUAUGUGAUGUUCUGCAACAAAAAAGGUGAAGUGGACUCCAGGGUACUUCCUCCUCAUAGGGACUGUUUACAGCUGCAUGUACAACAUGCUAACUACCAGGCAGCAGUGUAGAGACACUGCCUGGAAGGACAUACCAGAGCCAAAAGAGUAUGGAUGGACAACUGAUGAUCAAGGUAAUCAUUUCACCAAAUACAUCUUCAUCAUCUUACUCUAAUACCAAAAAAGUAUAAUUCAAAAACAUUUUUUAAAAUUGAUGAGGAAUACCUUCCACUUUUUCUUAAAGGUAUGCUGAUAAUAGACUGGAUGUGGUCACCCCCAGCACCACUCUGGCCCAUAGCCUACAAGGGAUGUCCACUGUAGGUGACGGAGUCUAUUCCCAACAUGGACUCAGAAGACUGAUUGGAGUACAUGUCCCACCAACCCCUGAGCAACAAUGCACCUGCAGAACUGGAACAGUGUUUUCAUCUCAUAAGGGCAGAAAGUAGUCUGUGCAGGUCUCACCUUCAAACAACACAUUUCAUUCAUACACAACAUCCAAUGGAGAUAAAAAAAAGUUAAGUCAGUAAUGUGAAUGUGGAUGCACAAGAUGUUGACGUACAGGGUCUUGUGAAAAAUCAUACAAUGAUAAAAAAUCAAGUGUUAGCGGGAAUGAUCCCAGGUGCAAUGAGGGCGCAAGCAAAGAAAGAAAGAGACAGCAGAUAAAACAGUGUUCCAGACGGAGGCUGAAAUAAUGAUAUUUUAAUACACUAUUGUGAGAAAUGUAAGGCUUUUUUGAUCCGAAAAUCAUGUAAAGCUAUCAAAGUGGUAUCAGAAAGGAAAUACAGUCUGCAGAAAAAAAUGCCUGAUACCCCUCCUUUAAGUGUGCAGUAAAUGUGCAAACUGUUUAUUUGUGAAUUUGCAUUUCUCACCUCAGUAUAAAGUAAACUUGAAGGUAGAGUUGGCUUUUCCAUUGGUGGUGUUGCUUUGAAUGAAUUUGAAUGGACUAAAAAUCUAGCUGCUUGGCUGGUAGAAUUUGUGUUGAAGAUAAACACAUGGUACCUGUGCUUUAAUCAGAGAUGUCAAAGCAUUUAGUGAAGAGACAUGAAAUCAUGCCUAUAUAAGUAUCUUCUGUUAAAAAGUUCCAAAGACUACCACAUGGCUUCUUAUGUCCCUCACAGCCUGGGGUACGUUGGGACAGAUGGAAAGCUAGGGUCAAUACAUGACUGACUUUAUCAAAUAGACAGCUAUUGUCACUGGUGUUGCUUUGUGGUACUACGGUAACAGUAGAAUUUACUGUAUGCCUUAUGUAUGAUUACUUGUUGUGCUUACUGACUGAUUUCAUUUUGUACACUGCGCUUAAAAAACUGCUAAAAUGUGUAUGUACAGCUUCAGUAAGCAACAAAGCCGCUCCUCUCAAUGGAUAUUUGGAGCAUUACGGUACGCUGUGUCACUACCUGAGCGGUCCUGUAACAGGACCCCUGAGCAGUCUACAACACUGCCUGACUGUAAUGUCUAAAUUAGAAGUGCAUUCAUGUAAGGAAGCCCGGGCCCGGAGUACGCACUAGCAACAAUUAACCAAUCAGAGAGCAGUAUUUAGUAUGCUUAUCCCCGCCACUUUUUAUACGUAAUAUGUUCUGUGCUUCAACUUUAUAUAACAGUACAUUUGUGUGUGUACGUAAAGGGACCCCAAAAAUGGCACCUGUGAAGAGGGAUGCAUACAAAGCGGGUUUUAAACUCCAAGCUAUCAGCUAUGCAGCAGAACAUGGGAAUAGAGCAGCUGUGAAAGAAUUCAACAUCAAUGAAUCAAUGUUACGGAAGUGGAGCAAGCAAGAAGAUGAGUUGCGCCAAGUAAAGAAGACCAAACAGAGCUUCUGCGGGAACAAAGCGAGAUGGCCCGAGUUAGAGGACAAAAUUGAACAGUAGGUUAUUGAACAGAGAACAGCAAGGAAAAGUGUCUCUGCAGUUUCCAUUCAACUCAAGGCAACAGCAAUAGUACAGGAUAUGAAGAUCAAUGACUUUCGUGGAGGUCCUUCCUGGAUCUUCCGUUUUAUGAAACAGCACCAUCUCUCCAUCUGCACGAGAACUACCGUCUUGCAAUAACUGCUAAAGGAUUACAAAAAAACACUGGCCAUCUUCCACACUUAUUGCCAGAACAAAAUCACUGAAGAGAAAAUACAGCCAGACCACAUCACAAAUAUGGAUGAGGUCCCCCUGACUUCCCCGUGAACCAUACUGUCAAAAAACAGGGACCAGUACAGUAUCUAUACGCACCACAAGGAACGAGAGGGCACCUUCACUGUAGUUCUCGGUUGCCAGACUAAUGGCCAGAAACUAUCACUGUUCCUUUUGAUUUACGACUCCAUGUGCAUCCAUUUCACUGACACUGUCAAAACAUAAGUGAAGGAAACUAAUUCGGAGCUUGCAGUCAUUCCGGGAGAAUUAACCAAAGAACUCCAACCACUAGAUAUUUGUGUCAACAGGGCGUGCAAAGGAAAAUUGUGAGCGGCAUGGGAGCACUGGAUGACGGAAGGUGAACACACCUUUACCAAGACAGUUAACUCAUGAGCAAUGAGCGUGGUCUAGACCUGCUCUUUUUUAUUUUGGAAAGCAUUAUGGGAUAAUGGCUGCUGUGAAUUGGCGCUGUAUAAAUAAAAUUUGAUUGAUUUGAUUGACAGGGAGGCAACGCCGGGCUAGUUAAGAAUAAGAAAAACUUUAUUAAUUCCCGAAGGAAAUUCAGUUGUCUGUUGUCUUACAUAACAUGUCUCUAAAAGUCAUCUACUAUUUACACAAGAGUUAUAAAGUCUGAUGGCUGUGGGUAUAAAAUAUCUUCUGAAUCUUUCUGUCCUGCAGCAUAGAGAGAGGAGCUGUAUGGAGGCUUGUCAAUAAUAGUAAAAAUGCAACACCCUGGUUACCAAUAAGUCUCACCCAUGAAUGGCAGAGAUGACUCUGCUUCACCGGUCACAAUCAACAGAAAUAUGACUCACAAUUAUUGAGAUGCAAGCUUUGAACACCCAGUCAAUAAAAGUAAGUUCCAUGAUUAACGGUCAUACCAGUAUUAGUUUGGUCUCUUACUGCCUUCAUCAACAUUUUUAUGGCAUCUUGAAUCAAAAAACUUGUAUCAUUAAGAAGGUAAUUAGGGGGUAAAUUGGGUCAGGUAUAAAGACAAGAAGCUGGUAUUGAAUUUCACUUGAUUUGCCUGUCACUCCUUGUCAUUUUCAUCCUCAUUAAAUGUUUCUUUAAGUUCAACACACUGACAGUCGACAGAGCACCACCAGGAUGGAGAGGAUCUUUCUGGGUCUCUUGUGUCUCUCAGGUCAGUAAAACUAUUGCAGCAGAUGACUCUGAUUCUCCUAAAAAAAAAAGAUGAUUGAAAUUAUUUUGAUGACAUGUUUCACAAAAAUUAGGACAGGCACAUCUUUACCUUUCUGUUGAUUUAUCUGUUCCCCAACAACACUGUUAAAAACUGGGAACCUGCUAAACAGUUCAGGCCCCCUUUGUUCUGUUUUAUUCAUUCAGUACAGGUUUCUCCUAAACCUGUAAAUAUUGUUCAGCAUAAAUGUAGCCCCUAUGGAUAUGUAAACUACCCAUGCCAUUCGUAUUGUGUUGUUCGUGAAUGAUUCGUUCAAAAGAACAGAAUCUUUUAAAGGAAUACUGAACCUAAUCACUUCCUCUAGUGAUUUGUUCAUUUUUCACUUCAGUUGAGCUGAAAGUAGAAACAACAUUGCCAAGCCUGCAGCCAGCGAAGAAGGGACCACAUGCGCUGACGUCUGAAUCACUUGAUGAAUGAAUCAUGCAUUGAACUACACUCUCUGGAAACAUUUUUCUUGGACAAAAUUACAAUUUUUUACUGCUAAAUUGCAACCACAACAACUUGCAUACAAUAGGUCACAGCAUUCAACAAAUAGUGCAUUAAACCUGCAGCAUCCUAUCGUUGCAGCAGUUUGGGAGGGAACGGUGCAUCUUCAGUAUAAAUUUUUCUAAAUGUUCAGUGAACGAGUCACUUACUGACACCAAUUUACCAAACAGACCUGGUAAAUAGCAUACCAUAGGACAGUACACUUAGAACAUCAUGACUUAUAAACAAGUUUAUUUUUACAAACCUGUUUGACGAAGCAACACAGCCAAACACUCUCGUCUCCUGGCCCCAGAAGCUAUGAAUUGAACUGAAUUCUGAAACGUUUAGCUGUGUAUCAGUUCAGGAGGUCAGAGUCGCAGGCUUCUCCCGCUAAAUGAUUUGAUGAUUUGGUCAACGAAUCUUUUGAACGAAUCUUUUUAGUGAACUAAUUCUAGUGAUUUAGUACAUCUAAAAGAACUGCGGUGCCCAUCACUACAUGCCAUUGACACUUACGAUAAAUUGUUGUGAUUUCUUGCCUUUUCAACCCGCUAUUUUAAGCUCGAUGAAGGGAACAUUGUUCUGAAAAUGUGUCUUUGAUAAUCAAUAAAUUGUUCCAUUUACCAUUAAGGACAAUGAAAAAAUGAGCAGUUUUAAUUGUUGAGGAGAGGAUAAAUAAUAGGGAGGUUACAUAGCAGUGUUUUGUUUGCAGUAUUUAUUGCACAUCAAAUUAAAAAGUGUGUGCCAGUAAUUGUGCCACUGGUUAAAGGAUUAAGCCUCUUUUCUUCUUGGAAACAGCUACUGAACAUGAACUUUAAAUUCCUUAGAUUCCGCUGCUAAUGAGACACAUAAUUAAACAAGAAAACGUAUUCAAAUAAGCAUCAAUACAACUAGUGCAGUGGCGAAGUACAAAUUUGAGCCAGAAUCGCUCAGUUGGUGAUACAAGCAUGACAUUGGGCAUGAACAUUCUCCAUGGGUAACUUUACUAGAUAAGUGUCCCAGCCAUUUAAAAUUUCAAGAUGGAGGCCAUCUUGAAAUUUCAAGCAACUUGGGGCAUUUUCUUAUUGAGUGACUCAUGAAGACUGUUCAUAUCUAUUUUCAUGCUGAUAUCACCAACUUAACAAGGACAAAACCUAAUUGUUCCACCUAGGUGGCGGCCAUCUUGAAAAAUGGCAGCCAUAUUGAAAUUUCAAAUGGUUGGGACACUUUUCUUGUAAAGUGACCCAUGAAGAAUGCUCAUGCCAAUUUUCAUGCUUGUAUCACGAACUUAACGAUUAUGUCACUUAUCUGCUCCACUAAACCUGAGACUAUAAAUACAGAUUACAUCAACAAGGCCAGGCUAUGGCCUGUUAACCAGUCUUGGAAAAUGCACAGGAAUUUUUUCACUAUCCAUCUCUGCCCAAACACUGGACUGAGCGUAAGACAGAAACUACCAGCAAGUGACUUCUUCUUCUUAAUUUCUGGCAGAAUCAACUCAACUUGGCUCAUUACUCUCUCCAGCUUGUGACUGAGUCAUGUCACCGGCUUGCCUCAUAUUGGCAGAGAAGUGGGGGUAGCCAGAUACUGCGACAAAUAUCCCCUAUAAUCUUAUAUGUUUCCUUUCACUGUGAAAUUGGGAGAUUAGCAGGAGAAAAUACUCUAUCAGAGUAUUGUGGGAGAUGGGGUUAAUAUCAGCAUGAAUGGAAGAGUUGACAAGUAUUGUCUCUGGCUCAUGGGAAGAGAUCUGUUUAGUUGUUUCAGUUAAGAGGGGGCAGUCAUUUAGGGGCAUGUUGUGUAUAUCAGCAGAUUCUGAUUGAACCAGAAACAAAUUGGGAUGAUCUACCAACACUGACAGACUGCAGAAAACAUGACAACUUUGUGAUGUUGCAAUUAUAAAACAUGUCAGCUGUUUGUCAUAUGUGUUCUCCUCACAGGAUGGCGCUUCCUCUCCUGCCUUCCCCACCAGUUCCACUCUGUUGCUGAACCCAAGGCCUGGACUGAAGCUCAGACCUUCUGUAGAGAGACUUACACAGACCUGGUCACUGUUAAAAGCGCUGAAGAAGUCAAACAAGUCUUAGCCACAGCUGUAGCUCAUGGUAACAACGAAGCGUUCUGGAUUGGUGUGUACAUAAAGAUUGAAUGGAAAUGGUCAGACGGCUAUACAGCAAGUGGGGGUGACUACAUGAACUGGGAAAAUAUUAAGGACAACGAGCCAGACUUUGGUGGAGGUGUCCAGUACUGUGUGGAAAUUGAAGAUGAUGGAAAAUGGUGGGAUUAUUAUUGCCUGAAAAAGCUGUCCUUCAUCUGUUACAGAGGUAUGACCAGGGUUCAAUAUAAGGGUGUGUCGAGACUUUUUUUAAUUCACUAAAAAUCUGAAUUAAGUUUAUUUUCAAGUAGGUUUACACAUAACAUGACUCUGUCAUUGUCUUUUGUGUUUCAGGGCUAAAUUAAGGACUGUAGGAUAAUAACGCAAAUAAAAUAAAAAUAUGUGAGAUAAAAUGGCAACAUACAGAUAGAAAUAAGUAAGCCGAUUUUUCACAGUAAUACUGUUACUGUCAGGGAACGGUUCAUAAAAACAGUUACAAUUUAAUAAAGAUAAAAAAUCUAAGUAAAGCAGGGGUAGACUGAUUGAUCAGGAGGAUUAAUGAGGCUGAUCAAUGGCAAUUUGAAAUAAUCAGUAUCAGCUGAGAUCUGGACUCAUCAGUCCAAUUGAAACCAUGAACAAAUCGUGUCUGUAGACACUGCAGUCAUACUUGUUUAAGAAGGCACUGCCAAGUUACAUAACCAUCCCCUUUAAUGACAUCAGAAGAUAAGACUUACUCUUACUGGCCAGUGUUUCAUAUAAAAUAUGUCAGGUACUGAUAUAUUUGUAGAAGAGCUCACUGCAUUUUUCUAUUUUGUGAAUACAUUUUAUAUUCAGAGAAAACUGUGUAUCCAGCUAAGAUAGUUGUGUAUGUUAGAUCACAACUUGCCUGGAGUGAUGGGUUUUCUUAGUAUUUCAAUGUUAUAUCUUAUUGUCCUCGUCGUUUUCUUCCGCUUCGUGUGGGUACGGGUCGCUGGGGAAGCUACUCCAGGAGGAAGAAGGGAAGAUGGCCCUCUGCCCAGCCACUUCCACCAGCUCUUCCAGGGGGACUCCCAGGCGCUCCCAGGCCAGGCGAGAGAUAAAAUCCCUCCACCUGGUCCUGAGCCGGCCACAAGGUCUCCUCCUGGUGCAACAUGUCUGGAACACCUCUAACGGGAGACAUCCAGAAGGCAUCCUAACCAGAUGCCCGAGCCACCUCAGCUGACUCCUCUCGAUGUGGAGGAGCAGCGGUUCUACUCUAAGUGCCCCCUGAGUGUCUGAGCUCCUUACCCUAACUCUAAGUCUGAGCCCGGCCACCCUGCAAAGGAAACCCAUUUCGGCCGCUUGUAUCCACGAUCUUGUGCUUUCGGUCAUUACCCAAAGUUCAUGGCCAUAGGUGUGGGUUGGCACAUAGAUCAACCGGUAAAUCAAGAGUCUUGCCUUACGGCUCAGCUCUUUCUUCACCAUGCGUCUGCAUCACUGCUGACGCUGCUCCAAUCUGCCUGUCGAUCUCCCGUUCCAUCCUACCCUCACUCAUGAACGAGAUACUUGAACUCCUCAACUUGAGGCAGGACCACCCCUCCGACCUGGAGAAGGCAAAUACCUUUUUCCAACUAAGGACCAUGGCCUCGGACUUGGAGGUGCUGAUUCGCAUCCCAACCAUUUCACACUCGGCUGUGAACCGCCUCAGCAAGAGCUGAAGGUCACUGCUCGACGAAGGUAGAGGGACUACAUCAUUCACAAAAAGCAGCAACGUGAUCCUCUGCCUGCCGAACUGGACACCCCCCAUCCCUUGGCUGCACCUAGGAAUUCUGUCCAUAAAGGUUAUGAACAGAACUGGUGAAAAAGGUCAGCCCUGGCGGAGUCCAACUCUCACUGAAAAUGAGUCCGAUUUACAGCAGCUUACACGGACCAAGCUCGUGCUCCUUUGGUUAAGGGAUUGGACGGCCCUUAAUAAGGAGCCCUCCACCCCAUACUCCCAGAGAUCCCUCCUCAAGAUUCCCCUAGGGACACAGUCGUAGGCCUUUUCUAAGUCCACAAAACACAUGUGGACUGGUUGGGCAAACUCCCAUCUCCCCUCCAGAACCCAAGCAAGGGUGAAGAGUUGAUCCGUAGGUCCGUGACCGGGAUGAAAACCACAUUGUUUCUCCUCAAUCCAAGUUUCAACUAUCAAUCAGACCCUCUUUUCCAGCACCCUGGCGUAAGCUUUCCUGGGUAGGCUGAGGGGUGUGAUCCCCCUGUAAUUGGAACACAUCCUCUGGUCCCCCUUCUUAAAGAUAGGGACCACCACCCCGGUCUGCCACUCCAAUGGCACUGCCCCCGAUUUCCAUGCAAUAUUGUAGAGACGUGUCAGCCAGGACAGCCCCAUUACCUCCAGAGCCUUCAGAUACCCUGGUUGGAUCUCAUCUGCUCCUGGAGCUCUGCCACCAUGAAGUUGUUUUCCUACCCUGGCGACUUCUAUCCCAGUGAUUGGACGGUCCACUUCCAGGUCCUCCAACUCUGUUUCCCCUUGGGAAUGCAUGAUGGUAGGAUUAAGGAGCUCCUCAAAGUAUUCCUUCCACUGCCGAAGAAUUGCCCCAGGUGAUGUCAGCAGCUCCCCGCCCCCAUCCAGAACGGUGUAGGCAAGUUGCUGUCUGCUGCCCCUGAGACGCCGGACAGUUUGCCAGAACCUUUUUGGAGCCGACCAAAGGUCUUCCUCCAUGGCCUCACCAAACUCCUCCCAUGCCCGAAUGUUUGCCUCUGCAACUGCCCUGGCUGCAGACGGUUCAGCCUACCAAUACCGUUCAACUAGCCAACCAUGACCUGUAGGCAUCCUUCUUCAGCCUGAUAGCUCCCCUCACCUCUGGUGUCCACCACCGAGUUUGGGGAUUAAUGCCACGACCGGCACCAGUGACCUUGUGGCCACAGCUUGCAACAGCUACUUCGACAAUGGUAGAGUGGAACAAAGCCCAUUCGGACUCAAUGUCCCCCUCUGCCCUUGGGACGCAGUUGAAGCUCUGUUGGAGGUGGAAGUUGAAAGCCAGCUGGACGCGAUUUUCCACCAAGCAUUUCCAACAGACCCUCACUAUACGUUUGGGCCUGCCAGGUCUGCGAGGUGGCUUCCCUUUCCACCUGACCCAACUCACCACCAGGUAGUGAUCAGUUGACAGCUUUGCACCUCUCUUCACCUGUGUCCAAAACAUGUGGAUGCAGGUCAGAUGAUAUGACUACAAAGUCAAUCACUGACCUACGGCCACGGCUGUUAUGGUGCCAGGAGCACCAGAACAACCUUUUGUUCGAACAUGGUGUUAGUUGUGGUCAAACUGCGACAUGCACAGAAAUCCAACAACUGAACACCACUCGAGUUCAAAUCGGGCAGGCUGUUCCUCCCAAUCACGCCUCUCCAGGUCUUGCUGUCAUUGCCCACGUGAGCGCCGAAGUCUCCAAGCAGAACAAUGGAGUCCCCAGCCGGGGCGCUGUCCAGCAUCCAUCCUAGGGUCUCCAAAAAGGGUGGGUAUUCUGAACUGUUAUUCAGUGCAUAUGCACAGACAACAGUCAGGACCCGUUCCCCGACCUGGAGGCACAGGGAAGCAACCAGCCAAGAAAACCCCAGCAUCCCGGCGGUGAGCCUUGGGGCAAGCAAAAAUCCCACCCCCGCUCUCCGCCUUUCACCCUGGGCAACUCCAGUGUGGAAGAGUGUCCAACCCCUCUCAAGAACUUGGGUUCCAGAACCAAUGCUAUGUUUAGAGGUGAGACCGAAUAUAUCUAAUCGGUAGCGCUCAACCUCACCCACAAUCUCCAGCUCCUUCGCCACCAGUGAGGUGACAUUUCAUGUUUCAAGAACCAGUUUCCAUAACCGAGGAUUAGACCGCCAAGGCCCCCGCCUUGGUCCGCUGCCCAAUCCAUCAAGCACCGGACCCUUCCAGUGACCCACCACCUGCAGGUGGUGGGUCCACUGGGGCGGUGUCCAUGAGGCCCGUUUUGGCUGGCGUGGGUGCAGGCCCCAGGCUCCAGGGUGGGGCCCCGGUGUCCCUCCGGGCUGGGUACACUGUUUCCCUUUGUUCUUUUUUAUGAGGGUCUUCUGAACUGUUCUUACUGACCCUUCUCCUAGGACCAAUCUGCCUUGGGAGACCCUACCAGGGGCAAAAAGCCCCUGGACAGCAUCGCUUCUAGGUUCCUUAGAGCGCGCAAACUCCUGAAAAUUUCAGCAUCGGUACUACAAGAGAUACUGCCACCUAACAGGAGGUUUAUCAAAAAAUAAACUUUGAAUUUUAAAAACAUUUCCUCAUUUUUCAACUCUAACUGCAGGUACACCACAGGAUCCAGAGUUUGUUUUUGUCCAAGAGAAAAUGAGUUGGUUUGGUGCUCAGAGGUUCUGCAGAGAGAACUACAUAGACCUGGCCACUGUGAGGAACAGCACUGAGAACCAGAGGCUCCACAACACAAGGCCAAACUCAGACUGGGCAUGGAUUGGUUUGUACAGAGAGCCAAACAUUCACUGGUCUGAUGGGAGUGACUCUGCGCUUACGUUCUGGUCUGGUUCAACCUCACUGGGCAACAGGAGUGUGAUGUGUGGAGCUGGAUCUGUGAGCAUUUCAGGAGAAUGGUGGGCAUUGCCAUGUGAAUGGACAUUCCCAUCUGUGUGCUACUCCUCUGGUAAGUGACUAAACUGUCCUUUAGUUUAAAUUUGGUAUCUCACAGUUAUUACAUGGCAUGUUCUUCUUCUCUGUUUCUGAACCAAAGUGGAAAAACGGGUGAAAAAUUUCAAAAUGAUAAAAACCUGCAGCUGUCUGUCAUAUGUAUUCCCCUAACAGAAUGGAUAUUCACCUCCUGUCUUGCCCAUCAGUACCACUUUGUUGCUGAACCCAAGGCCUGGACUGAAGCUCAGACCUUCUGCAGAGAGACUUACACAGACCUGGUCACUGUUAAAAGUGCUGAAGAAGUCAAACAAGUCUUAGCCACAGCUGUAGCUCAUGGUUACAACUCUCUGGUCUGGAUCGGUCUGUACACUAAUAUUGAAUGGGAAUGGUCGGACGGCUUCACAGCCAGUGGGCCCAAAUACAUGAACUGGGAAAAUAUUAAGGACAACGAGCCUGACUUUUCUUCAGGAAACCAGUUCUGUGUGCUUAUUACAGAUGAUGGUAGAUGGUGGGAUGAUUUCUGCUUUGAGGAACUGACCGUCAUGUGUAACAGAGGUAAGAGGUUAAAAAAAAAAAAACAACAACAACACUGGGGCUGGCCCAGAAUAGCACACUGACAAUAUACUUCUUUUUAUACAGAAGUCGAUCUUCUGAUAGGAUACAUCUUGGUUUAUGAUUUUGACACAGCAUUAGAGUUGGCUAGCCAGAUUUAAAAGGAGGUCCAGACACACCCCAAUCAACGGAUACUAACAGGUUUACAAGGUUUAUUGUCUGCUUAACAUUUCCUACUUUAUUUCACUCCGAUAGCAGAUACACCACACGAUCCAGAGUUUGUUUUUGUCCGUGAGAGAAUGAAUUGGUUUGAUGCUCAGAGGUUCUGCAGGAAGAACUACAAAGACCUGGCCACUGUGAGGAACGGCACUGAGAACCAGAAACUUCAGAGCGUAAUACCAGAUGAAUACUACCCAUGGAUUGGUUUGUACAGAGAUCCAAACAUUCACUGGUCUGAUGGGAGUGAUUCCUCGUUCCAGUUCUGGGAUUUUGGAUCAAACCAACUGGGCUCAAGAAGUUUAGUGUGUGGAGCUGCAGCUGUGUGGAAUUCAGGAAAAUGGUGGGCAUUGCCCUGUGAAGAAAAACACCCAUUUGUGUGCUACUCCUCUGGUAAGUGACUCAACAGUCCUUUGGUUAAAUUUGGUAUCUCACAGUUAUUACAUGGCAUGUUCUUCUCCUCUGUUUUUAAGUGGCAAAACGGGUGGUAACACAGGAGAUAAAGACAGAGGACCCCUCUAUGGACCUGAAUGACCCUGCUGUGAGAGCAGACAUCCUCAGAGAGGUGAGCCUCCACAUGCAUGACAGACAAGUUUAUCCAUUAAAUACUUCUUUUGAUCAUCAUUUUUUCAUUUCUUUGAGCUAGUUUCCAUUUCAAUGAAUUCUGCUUUUAACAAACAAAGAUUUAAUAUAAAUCGUCUCUAUUUAUGUUUCCAGCUCCAGAACUGGCUGGAGGAGAAUGGACUGAGCGGAGUCACUUUGAAGUGGAGAGUGUGGCCCUGA